Podarcis lilfordi (Lilford's wall lizard) is the source of this 65933-nucleotide messenger RNA. Lineage: Eukaryota; Metazoa; Chordata; Lepidosauria; Squamata; Lacertidae. The record is from the annotation of a GenBank genome assembly.
AUGGAGCUGGCCGCGGCGGGCGGCGGCGGCGGCGAAGGAGAGGCUCGGUUCGGCGCGCUCGGAGGAGCCCAGGCGGGCGGCGCUCGGCUGCCACUGUCCCCGCGGCGCCGCCACUGAACGGCGCCCGGCCGAGGCUCCGGCGCGCCCGCUCCUCUCGCUCGCGCUCUUUCCUUCGUGCCUGGCGGCGGCGGCGGCUACAACGGCGGCGGGGAUGUGAUCGGCGGCCGGGGCGGCGGCGGCGGCGGCGCUGGGGCGGAGGGGCCCGGGGCCAGCGAGGGCGCGGCGCGCCCGGAGGGAUCUUUGCGCAUCGCGGGAGCGGCGGGCGAGGCGGCGCGCAGGGCGUCGGGGCCGGGCAAGGUCACCCCGGGCCGGUGGAGUCGCUUCCCGCCGCCCGCGCGCUUCCCAUGGGGCGAGCUCGGCGGCUGAGCGCGCCCGCCGAGCCGGGCGCUCCGGCCCCGCGCGCCGCCGCGCGUGCGCCGCCGCCGCCGCCCGGGGCCGCCGCCGCCUCUCGCCUCUAGGAUGCGGCGCCUGCCGCGGCGCCUGGUGAGCGGCGCACCGGAGCAGGGAGCGGGCGGACGACGACGAGGAAGGCGGCCAGCAGCAGCAGCAGCAGGAGGAGGAAGGCGGCCGCCGGAGACGGAGCGCCCCGGGCGGCCGGUCGGAUUCCCCGGGAGGCAGCAGGUAAGCGCCUCGGCUCGCGCUCUCUGCAUUGCAGCCCCCGCGCGGGGAGGGGGGGGAAGGGGGUUGGGAGACGAGGGGAGGGGGCGAGCCACCUCUUCCCAAUGGGGGGCCUCUUUCCUCGCGCCCUCCCCGUCGGAGGGAGGGGGAAGGGAGGGGAGGGUCCCGCUGGGCACGGCCAGGUGUGGCUGCUGCGCCCUUCUCCCGGUUUUCCUGAGCGACGCGGGGGUGAGCGUUGCCCCUCCUUAUUUCUUCCCCCUUCUAUAACAGAAGGACGCCCCCGCCCUCCCCGUCCUGUUCAGGGAGAGAAUGGAGGUUCCUGCAAAGCACUCCCUCCCCCCACCUGCCAAAUCCUCCCCCGUUUUCGGGGCUCCGGAACUCGCUUCUCCGCUUGCCUGCCGCUGCGGCUCUGGCAGGUUGGGGGAGCUCCAGGGUCGGUUUUGGAGGGUCUGGAUGCGGGAGCGGGGCCCCCCCGCACCGGGGGGAAGGAGUCAGCCGACAGCCCCCGGUUCCCCGCACGUAGAACCAAGGGCCUGGCGCCGAGUGGGUGGGUGGGAUUUCUCCGGGGUGGGGGGAGCACCGUUCGUGCCGCCGAAUCUAGGCUCCCCCCCAAAAAACCUGGACCCCUCGGGGGACUUGCUCCGCUUCUUGCCUGCGUAGAUUUUUCCUCCGCAGCAGCUGGGGGGGGGGGUGUCCCUGCCGGUUUCUAGGCGAGAGGGUCUUUGGGCUGCCCCUCCCCCAGCGCUUUGGAUCUCCCCGCUCCUGCCCCCCUCCUCCUGCUGCUCUCCGAAGGUGUGGGGCGCCUCCUGGAAAGGCGUGCUGCUGGAGCCCCGAAGUGGGAGGGGGGCGGGGAGAAUGGCAGGGUUUUUUUUGGGGGGGGAGGAAGAGGAUGUGGACAGAGCCCAGGUAUUGGUGGGGUCUGUAUUCCUCCCCCCCCCAGGUCGAUGGGCAUGGAAAUGCCAGGCUCCCUGGAGGAGGGGGGGAGGGGGCGCGUCUCUGAGGAAAGAGGUUUCCAGCUGUUAAGUUGCCCUCCUGUUUUUUUGGUUGGAGACCUAAACUGCUGCUGCAACUUGUCUCCCUUUUGGAGGUGGGGGUGGAGAGGAGCGUCUUUCUGUAAGGCCCUUGUGAAUUGUGCUUGUAGGGCCCCGGUCUCUUCCUCCUGGCUGCUGGUGUGGGGCUUUCAGGGGAAUGGGGCACCCUUAAUAGUGAGCUGGUGGGAACUCCCUUCUCCCUCCAGGCCCUGAGAGCAGGUCCGAGGUCUUUGCAGAGCUCUGGAGCAAGUUGGGGGGCUGGAGAGCAAGGAGGCCCCCCAAGUGGGGGAAGGGUACUUAGUAUCUCUGGACAUUGUUUUAGCCUCAUGUCCAGCCGGUUUCUUCCUGGCCUGGGGAUGUGUGCUUGGCCAGAGGAGGCUCCUGGCCCCCCACCCCAGGCAUGUCCCAGUUGAGACUCUUCUCUGAGCCAUGGAGCUCAUCCUGCCCACACUCAGACCCAGUUCGACUUUCUCUUUGCCCCUUUUAUUUGCACCAGAGGACAGAUGCACAGAUUGGUGGAGGGGGACGUUCUCAGGGGGAAGUCCAGAGCUCAAGGGACGAGCGCCUACCUUUCCCGAAAAAGGUUCCAAGUAGGGGCUGAGGGAGACCCUGGACCCCUGGAGAGUCUGCUGCCAGGCAGUGUAGAUGCUACAGAGCUCCAUGGCCUGUUGGCCUGGAUCCCACAUAAGCAACUCCCCGAGUAGCGACUGGUUGGAAGGUGGAAGACAGGCCAGUCCUCUGUCCAAAUGUCACCUUGGCUGUAUGAGGUGGCCUUAGGAAGCCCGUAUUUCCUUGGCCCCCAGCUGUGAUAUGGAUAGGAAAGGUGGCCCCUUACAGGUCUGUUGCAAGGAUUGCUCUGAUAAUGCAUGAGGAUGGCUGCUUCAUUUUAGGGCCUAAGGCAUGAAGGCUUUGCUACUUGCCAUUGUAGCAGUGUAUUGGAAGAGCCUGGCUGCUGGAUCAGACCAAAGCGGAGGCCUGACUAGUCGGGCAUCCUGGUCUCCCCACCUGCAAGCAGGACCUGAGAGCCACCUCAGCAGCAGCACUCUCUCUCCACUGGUGCUCCCCAGGAUGUGGUCUCCUUUGGGGGCCUCCUGAGGGUCCUCGUGGUGGAGCAUCUGCCUUGAAAGCUGAAGGUUCAGCCCCAAGUGUUUCCAGCUGGGAGUGGGAAUGUCCCUGGCCUGAACCCCUGGAGAGCCAUCACUGGCAGCCAAGGUAGACAAGACCAAGGUAGAUGGACCCAGUGGUCUGACUCAGGAGAAGGCAGCCUCCAGAGUUUCCUGCCUCUGGCAGCGGAGGGAGGACAUUGACCGCAAGGCUGGCACCCACAUUCCAGCCCCCACCAGCCCCCACUUGCCCAAGGAGCCCCAAGGCGGUUGUGGAGGAGGAGACCCCCAAAGCCCCUUCCUUCCUCCUGACCAAGGAGACCUUCAAGGGGGAGUCCAGCCUUUCUUCUCCUUCUGGGCAAGGAGAGCUGGAUGUGGGCAAGUCUCCCGGGCUGCAAUUGCUUGCCCUCCCUCUCCCCCAGGGGAUCGAUACUCCUUCUGCUCGAGGGCUUGAUAACAGGGCUGGUUUUAUAGGAAAAUCUUUGGGGAUGCUAUCAGACCAAACAUUCUGCUCGGGAAAAUCAUUAGACUAGCUUUGUCUUUAGCAGGCUGAGCCGAGCCCCAGCUAAGUAGGCGAGGUCUGCUGGCAAGGAGAGCUGGCCCUUGUGGAGCAGCCAUGGUGGUUGCCGGCGGGGUGGGUGUCAUUUGGAGCAGGUGUGAGCAGCUUGUGCUGAUCCAGAUAGGGCAGGGGGACAAGGCCUGGCAAGGAAGUCUUCCCUGCCCCCACCCCACCAGAAGAAAUUGAAAUAUGGACAUGGUUCAGUCCUUUCCAGGGGAAUUUGCCUGGAGAGUGUUUGGCUGCCUUUGGAGGGCCAACUGCCAAAUGGCUCAGGGCACUUGUGGGUGGGGGGGGUGUGCUCAGGCCCACAUGUGAAUACCCAGAUGUGACCAUCUCCGCUGGAGGCUGAGGGGAGGAGGCAGGCAGGCAGGCAGCGGUUGUCAGAGGAGCGAUUCAGCCCAGCAGGACCAAAGGCUGCCUUCCUAGUGGCGGCUGCUUUCUCCUCUCGGUGUCUCCCGUGCCCUUGAGCCUGAAAUAGAUGCUACUCCAGAACAAAACAACAAGCCAUGCAGGACUGUGCCGGCCUCGCAGCUCUGCAUGCGUCUCUUCAAAAGGUGCAGCGGUUGUAGAAGCACCACAUGCGGUGGGCGGAAGGGGGAGGCGAGGGGCAGGAUUUGGCCUCAGAGGUGCACCUGUGUGUGAGAGAGGGAGAGAAUGAGUGGAAAGGGGGCUGUGCUCUGGGCACCUGAGGCCGAUUUCAAGGGAGACGUGAAAUGCUUCUGAGCCUCUCCCCUCUAUGGGUCACGUGUGCGAGGUUUUGACACACAAUUGGCCAGAGCGAGGGAGAGACAUCAGACCUUGGUUCCUGCCAGCGUGGAUCUUGCCAGUUUUGUGGACUAGCCAGUUCCAACAUCACACUUGGAAGCAGCCUCUAAAGCUGCAGCCUUCAGCCUUUUCAGACCCAGGAUGCACUUUGCAUAGACUCAGAGACAUCUAGUCCAACCCCUUGCAAUUCAGGAAUCACAGCUAAAGCAUCCGUGACAGAUGUCUGUCUAACCUGGGCUUAAAAAAAACCCAGUGCCCCCAAACAUGCAUUGGGGGAUCCGUUUCUUAACCUUUCCCAUCUAUUUCCAUGGUGGCCGUGCUCCAGUUUGAGCUGCUGCUCAAAUCAGUCCAUGACCUGCUAGUGGUUCUUGCCCCACCAGUUGCAGACCAGAGCUCGAAAGGAGCCCCCUUCAAAUGCCGGAGCAUUUCCUUUUUCAACUGGUGGAGUCCUAGUUUGUGGCUUGGAGGGGAAGAGGGGCCCAAGGCUCUUGGGCAUUUUGGUGGCCCUACAAGGCUGAGUUCCCAGGGGGGGCUAUGGAAGCUGCCAUUUUGGAUUUCUGUUUGGCUGAUGAGGAUUUGAGCAAAGGCUCUGUGGAGAACUGGAAGGAUCAAAUGAGUUAAAGAGCAUCCUUGGGCUGUGGGGGUGUCCCGAGGCCCCCACUUCUCUGGUCCUGCCCACUGCCUGAAAUGUUUCACAGACGGGAGGUGGUGGUCUGUCCUGGACAGUGCAGAGUUCCCAAGGCAUGGAUAUACAAAAGUCCGGGGUGCUGAUGUCCUCUCACCCCCAAGGGGCUUGGAAGCAGACACACCUGCAAGGAUCAUACCUGUGGGAGUUGGCAUGGGAGAGCUGGAGGAGAUAAGAGGUUCAUAGAAUUGUAGAGUUGGUUCAUCUAGUCUAUGCACGGCAGGAAUCUCAGCAAACAUUCUAGCCAGAGAGGAGGGGAUAGAGCAGUCCUGGGUCACAGGCUUGUCCUGCUGAGCCUCCCAGACAACCCAGAGAGCUCAGUUCAGCCUGGCAAAAUCCCUGGCCUCCUCCUCCUCCUCACUGGUUUUCUUUUCCAUUUAUGGGAGAGGAGCAGAUCUUGAAGCAUAAAUAAGGGAGAAGCUACACUGGAGCAGGUGCUCGUUUCAAUUUGUUAUCCUGGUUGUUGAUGGAUGUCUCUGGACUACAGCAGUACAAGGUAUUUGUUCUCGGAUCAAAAGGACCCUUUUGCUGAAGAAUUAGGGCUGCUACAGAUCCGCUGGUGCUCCCCAAAGCAUGAACAUUAGAAGUUGAGGCUCCUGCCUCCGCUUCCUGCACCACAUAAACAGACAAGAGAUGCCAACCCAGUUUGUCAUGCUAAGCCCAACCAUGGCUUCAUGGUGGCAUGCAGGUGUGGUCUCUCAGAGAGGAGAAUGUGCCCACUUUGCAGCUGAGAGCUAAGUCAUGGUUGGGCAGAACUUGUCCUCUGAAUCUGGGCUUGUGGGUUGACAGACUCCAGGCAAACCAAAAGCAGGUGACACGAAAGCAAACCAUGGCUUAGUGGUGCAACAGAACCUGAGGAGGAAGGAGACAGUCGCCAUCUCCUCUCCAUGGCUUUGUGGGUCCAUGCGAAGCUCUGGUUCGUUAGGUUGUGCUACUGUUUAUUUACAUGCUGCCUUUUCACCAAAAGACUCCCAAGGCAACUCCCAGGAACAAACAGAUACAUUCUUCACCAAAAUAUAUUUAUAUACCACUGUUUCAUAAAAAUAUAUCACAGCAGUUUGCAACAAUAUAAAAACACAAAACCAUACAGUAAAUUCAUAAGGCGUUCGAAGCAAAUACGUACAAACACAAUGAUACAAAUACAGAAUAAUGCAAAUCCAGAUGAUGCAUAUUCAAAACUGCCAUAGAAUCAGAGAGUUGGAAGGGAUCCCAAGGGUCAUCUAUUCCAAGCGUGUCCAGUGCAGGGAUCUCAGCUAGAGAAUCUCUGAUCAGGGUCCCAGGCAGGGUCGGUGUGGCAAGGCAGAUGCCCCGUGGUGGGUCCCCCAGACCCUCCCCUGCCACUCAGUGUUGCACGAGAACAGGUCCCUUCCCUUGCGUUGUGCCCGUGCUUCCCUCUUUGGCUCCAGCCUCCCUCUCUCCUUGGCCUCCUACCCUCCUCCUGGCUCUGGGGCCCUGAGCCCCUUCCCUCUCUGCAUUCCUCUGGCUUGAGGAGAUCUUGGUGAGGAGCCCAAAAGCAGCCGGAUCAGGCUAAUGGCCUCCCUGGCUCAUCACCCCUUUCCCCCUGUUGACCAACCAGAAGUCCCUGUAGCUUCCGAGGUCUGCUUUGGUUUGGAGGGCUGGGCUGAGGGAGAAGGAGCUGGAAUUGACUCUGGGGUGGGGAUCCUUCCAGCCAAUUGAUAUUUUGUAAUGGAAAGAACAAUCAGCUUGAGCCCACCAUGGCCCCUUCCUUCUCUCCACCCAUAUUAUGUUCUUCCUAUGCCAAUAAACCUCAUAGAGAUCCUCUGUCUAAAUUGAGUAGCUCCCCUCCACCUCCCUAGCAGUGGCGGAGCUUCAAGCUCCGGCGGGGGGCCGAGACCAGGAGAGGGUGUGGCUGGCACGCAUCCUGGGUGCAUGGCGCCCAGCACGGGAGGGGGGAGCCAUGAUGGCACCCCACCGGGAUUGUGCCGCCAGAGACGGUGCGCUCCCCCCGCACCCCUGUUCCUCUGCCAGUGCUCCUUAGUGACUCAUUUGAAAGCCGGUACCAGAUUGAAGAACAUCAGAAGAGCUUUCUGGAUCAGGCCCAUCUAGUCCAGCAUCCUCUUCUCACAGUGGCCAACCAGAUGCCCUAAAUGGGAAACCAACAUGCAGGAUCUGAGCACAAGAGCAUCCUUCUCCCCUCCUGGGGUUUCCAGUAACUGGAAGCAUCUCUGCCUCUGACUGUGGAGGCAGAGCAGAGUCCUUGUGGCCAGGAGCCAUGGAGAGCUUUGUCCUCCAUGAAUUUGCACAAUUCUUUUAAAAAGCCAUUCCAGUUAGUGAUGGUCGCUGCCCUCCUGCAGAAGUGAGCUCCAUCUUUUUCAGCAAAGCUGCCUUCCUGGCCUGAGCCCCUUUGUCCUCUGACCUGGGGGUGGCGCUCUUCCCAACAGGACUGCAUGCCAAAAUUGUGCCCCCCCUGUGAGGGCUCCCCUAUCCAUGUCCUUGGGCCUCUCCCCAAUUCACCACUGCCCUGUACGGCUCCUUCCCUUGCUGCUCCUUCAAGGGGGUCUCCACCCCCCUUGUUUAAUCCUCCUCAUCCUUCUCUGUGGCUUCACGGGGCUCAUUCUUCACAUGGGGGCAGGGAAGACUUGCCCCCUUUAAAUGUGUUGCUGCAAGAGGAUUUUAGUUUUUGUUCUUUGCUGUUUCUAUCUGAUUUCAGCAUUUCUGUUGCGUUUGCUCUGAAAGAAAUCACCUUGAGGUACCUGAGCGCAAAAAAUGCAGCUUAUAUUUAUUAAUAACGUCAGCUGCCGCUACUGCAUUUCUAACCUGCCCUGUAUCAAAUGAUCUCAGAGCAGGUUGCAAUCCAUAAAUAUGCCAAUACAACGUAAACUGUAAAAACCACAAAAAUCAACCAUGUGAAAUCUAAUAACCAGUGGCAAAAUCCAAUAUAGGGCCAUUAUACAAAUCGGUGGUGUGACUGGCUUUGGAAUACUGUGCUGUUCUGGUUGCCUCCCCUCAAAAAGGACACUGUAGAGUUGGAGAAGUUUCAGAAAGGGGCACCAAAGUGAUCAAGGAGGCAAUGAGGCUGCCAAAAGCCAGUUGCUCAAUUCGCCAACAAAUUUGGGACCUAGAAUUUCAGUGUCAUGUGAGUGAGAUGAAUAAACACCCAGCAGUCAAAGAUGGUUUUACCCCAGCAAUAUAUCUGUCAAAAUUACAAAUAUCUAAAUAUAGACGGUCGUUCACCCUCGCUAGAUUCAACGUGCUGCCAUCUGCCUUAUUGCAGGGCAGAUCUGUGGGUAAACCGUAUGUGGAACGAGUUUGCUGCUUGGCCUGAUAGAGGUGGAAACCGUCUCUCAUGUCUUGCUAGAAUGUCGUUUUUAUGAGGAUAUUCGCUCGGUCUUUAUCACCCCUGUUAUACAGAAAAUUCCAAGUGGGUCUGAACCUCAGUGCUUAAAAUUCCUGAUAGAGGAUAAGGAUCCAGAGAUCACGCCAAGGGGGGCCAAAUUUUGCGUGGCUGCCAUAAAACUCAGGGAACAAGCUGUGCUAUUACAAAGACUAAGGUCUCAGGUACAAACUCUAGAUAAUAUUUUAGAGACUAAGACCUAAACCACAUUUCCAAUGGCUGUCAUAUUCAUAUUGUUUAUUGUCAUAGUUGAUUGUUAAUUCAGACUUAAUUCUAUUGUGUUUUAUGUUCGCUUAGUACGGUUUGUGAAUCUGGUCUGGGACCAUAAUAAAUUUCAUUCAUUCAAAUACCAGUUGCUGGAAACCCCAGGAGAGGAGAGAGGAGCUCUUGGGCUUGGAUCCUGCUUGCGGGUUUCCCAUAAUGGGCAUCUGGUUGGCCCUUGUGAGAACAGGAUGCUGGGCUGCUUGGACCCUGGUCUGCUCCGCCAGGGCUCUUCUCAUGAUCUGAACAUGAGCAUGCAGCUCAGACACCACAGCCUCCACUAAGAGCCACCCACACCCCAAAUUCACUUGGUGCCUUGACGAGACCAAUGGUGCCAACCAGGCCUAAUCCUGAAUUCACUGAGAACAGGAGGCACGCUAGACUAGAUGGCUGGAUCAGCAGGCUGUUCUUGUGUUCUUUUGCACUUCCUGGCUGCCUGAAUCGCACAACAGUCUAGAUCAUGGGUAGGCAAACUACGGCCUGGGGGCUGGAUCCGGCCCAAUCUCCUUCUCAAUCCGGCCCGCAGACGGUCCGGGAAUCAGCGUGUUUUUACGAGUAGAAAGUGUCCUUUUAUUGAAAAUGCAUCUCUGGGUUAUUUGUGGGGCUUAGGAAUUCAUUCUUUUUCCAAAAUAUAGUCCGGCCCCCACAAGGUCUGAGGGACAGUGGACCGGCCCCCUGCCAUAGGUUUCUGGUCUCCUUGUCAGCCCCCCAGCAGAGUGGCCAGUGGGGGGGCUGAUGUUGCUGGACCCCAGCCCCCCACUGGCACCCCCAAUGACUGGCAGUACAGAGAAGGGCAGAGGGGAGGGCCACAAGCGGUUUCUUCAUCCGGUGCAUGCACAUUCCUCCGCUGCCAACACUUUCCUCCCUUGGCCUAUGUUUUGCAGGGCAUCUGGGGGGGGCAGCAGUGGGGAGAUGGGGGCCAAGAGGAGCCCUGUUGGCUGAAAAGAAUUGUUCUUUGAUGCUGUAAGGGCAGCACCGUGGGGGCUCCACAGAUCAAGAAAUGAAUAGAAAUAUCUCUGGUGCCGGCAUUCUCCGAAGCCUCUUUUCUGAGUUUAUCCUCCUCGGGAAAAUGGAUUGUUUACAAUAUCAUCUGUUUCCUUAGUAAAUCUAAAGCCCGUGAAAUGGGGAGAAUCUCAUCUCUUACCUGCAAAUAUUGUGUGAAAUGGCAAAUCUGCAGAAUUGCGCACCCCCACCCCCACCACUACUGUUGCAGUAGUCAUUGUGCAUUGCUGAAUUACUUUCCAGGGUGUAUUUUAGCAAUACACGCUUAAUAGCUGAAAGGGGAAAUAGAAAAAGAUAUUUCUGCUUAUUUCUUUUUGUUUGGGUGCAUUAUUAUUAUUAUUAUUAUUAAACACGUCGUAAUUCCGUUUUUUGAUACUUUUGUGCUGUGAGAGCGAAGGAAGGGAUUAUCCAUCUUGGGUGGCUCCUCUUAUCCGACAGAAUAAUAUCUAGGCAGGCAUGAUCGUCAGUGUUAUCUGUGAUUCUCCUAUGCUUUCUGGGGGGCCCUCGCCUGGUUCUGCAGUCAAGCAGGGAUGUGUCUGUCUGUGCAUUUGUGGUCAUGCUGGAUUCAGCAGGAUUUGUCAGCAAACAUGCUCAUCCAUGGCACGCAUGUGGCAGUCCUCCCACUGACCUCGUGAGGCGCAUGGCUUGUUCUAGAGCUGUGGCUCCCAAAGUGGGUGAUGGGACAUGAGUGGGGGGCACUGAGAGGCAAGGGGGCAGCAGGGGGACGCUUGGGGUGUAAAUGGCCACCAGACUUUGAAAAGCUGACAGAUCAAGUGCAUCCAUUUUGUUGCAUUAAUUGGUUACUGUUUUGAGUUUUGUCGUGUUAUUGCCUUCCUUAGUGGGUUGUGCAAACUGCUAUUCUGAAGAAUGCUUUUUGUAGGGGACAGUAGAGGAUGAGUUUGUGGAACCAAGGGGGUGGGCCCCCCAAAGGUUUUGGGAACCCCUGAACCAUAGUUAAAUUGAGCUUUGAAUUGUCUUGCUGGAUGGUCGGCUCAGUGUUCCUCUGACUCCUAAUUCUUCAUGCCAGCUGUGGUUAUAAAAAGAUGUUGGAGAAGGUCUGGGUUGCACCUUAACAGCCCCCACACUAUGCAAACCUCCAGAGAGGAGGACUUGGCUGCUUUGCUCACCCCCAAUUCUCCUCCUUCCCCUCUCACCUGAGAAAGGUCACCUGAACCCACAUCUCGUCGUCUCGCUCUCCUGAGUCUGGGCAGGCCAGGAGGAGCAACCAAGGAUUGUCGGAGUGACAAGAAAUUCAGCAUGUCAACCCAGCUGCGAAAAAGGCAAAUUCCAUGCCAGGGAUCACUAGGAAAGGAAUUGGAAAUAAAUCUGUUGAUAUCAGAAUGCUGUUCUGCAAAUCUGUGGUGCAACCAGAUCUGGGAUGCUGUGUCCAGUCUUGGUUGCCUCACCUCAAAGAGGAGAAUGUACGGUUGGAAAAGGUCCACAGAAGGGCCGCCAGAAUGAUCAUGGGGGCGGAGAAAGGCUGCAGAGUUUGGGACUUAAUCUUAAACAGAGAAAAGGCAAGUAAGAGGAUAGAGGUUUGUAAAAUUGUGCACAGCAUGGACUUCAUCUCGCAUAACACUGGAACUCAUGGACAUCCCAGGAAGCUGGAAGAUUCCGGACAAAUAUACCAAGAAAUGACUUAUUCAUGUAGCAGAGUUAAACUAUGGAGCUUACUCCCAAAGGAGGCAGUGAUGGUCACCAACCGAGAUGCCUUUAAAAGAGGAUCAGACCAAUUCAAGGAGGAGGAGGAGGAGAGGGAUAUUGACGGCUGCUGGCCAGGAUGGCUCUGCUCUGUUUUCAUGGUGGGGGCAGUAAAUGCUUCUGAAUACCCCCUGCUGGAAGCUGCAAGAGGGAAGGUGGCUCUUGGCCUUGAAUCCUCCUGGUGGGUUUCCAUAAUGCCAUCUUCUUGGCCCCUGGGAGAUCAGGAUGCUGGAGUAGGUGAGCCAUUGCCAGGAUCCAGCAGGCUCUUCUUAGGUCCAUUUAAAUGGGAUUUAUUCCCCAUAUUUAUAGACUAUUUUGUAACCCUAGAGUUAGGCCUGAGAAUGGGAUUUUUAUUUUUUAUCCCAGCGGAUCAAGACCCACCGCUGCAUCCUCCACACUCGGCUGCCUGCUCAGCCUCCGCUUUCUUCCUUCGCUGCUUACCUUGAAUAUGAAAUUGUAAGUUCAGAUGCUGUUCCACAGAGAAUCUGUGAAUUUGGAAGGUACUCCAAGGGUCAUCUAGUCCAGCCAACCUUUGCUCAGCAACCUCCAAUGAAGGAGAAUCUGCUGCCUUCUGUGUAUGCAACUUCCUGCCUCUCCGAUCUCUUUCCUGAUCACUGGUUUUGUGCCAGUGAGGAAGAAGAACAUUGGGAUUUCGCUCUGAUAAAAAUCGGGUUGCAGGGAGAUGGCAUUGGGGGCCCCCACGAAAGGCCACUUCCCACUGGGGCUUCCAGCAGGAGGUGAAUGGUUGUUGCAGCUUCCUCUGGCCAUCCUGAGAUGGUCCUCUCUUGGCAGUGCAUGGGGGAGAUCAGGGAAGCAGAGAGGAGUUCAGGUGGGUGGCCCUGGAGAUGUGGGCUUGCUCUUGGAAGCUGGUGGCGAACUCUCUAAGCUUGAGCCCCGGAGUCGUGGCCUCGGUGGGUCUUUGGCUGCUGCCGUCCUGCAACCUGCUUGUCUCAUGGCUCCAAUAGUCACCUGGGGCCGGUGGUUUGUAACACCCUCUCCUAGCAUGGGGGACUCUCUAGUUUUAGAGAAAAGGCAAGUGAGAGGCAGCAUGAUAAAUGUUUAUAAAAAGCUGCAUGGCAUGGAGAACUGGGCCAAAACGAACAAAGCGGAUUUCAGUAGGGACAGACACAAGUUUUUACACUCAAGCAGGAAGAACCAGUUGCACACAUAGAAGAUACUUAGCUGUUAUGGAAAUGACAUGCCCCCCCCCACAUCUUUAAAGUUGUUACAAUGUUACAAAUAUUAUGCCUGAAUGUAUCCUUUCGACUUGACAGCUCAGGGAAGAUACCUAGCUUUAUAAAUUCGUAGAAAAUCCAUUCUUUAACCAACUCUCCUCAUUCCAACGCCAUUUUAACCCUUAAAGAAAGGUGAAUUUGGGCUCCACCUCCCUCCAUGAACCAAGAAGCAGGAAGUCACGUAGGCAGCAGGAACAGGGCAUCCCACCACAAUUCUCCAAGUGUGAGAGCCCAUACACAUCAGGGAGCACCCCACCCAGGGAGUGACCAAGGGGGCAGCAAUGGACAUCUGCAGAGGCAGUUUAGCAAGCCAGGUGUUCUGAAAGCCCACCUCCAGAUAAGUCCUGAGGGCAAGGAGAUGUAAAAAGUUUUAUUGUUCUUUUGGAGAUACUUAAGAGGGGUUGGGAAAGGUGUCUGAGAAAGUGACCUAAUGUUGAACUUGUGUAACCCUUGUAUACCCCUCCUAGUGAUGUAGAGGCGAUGUGUCAAUGAUGCUGCUCAAAGUGUAUUCUGGGGGAAAGAGGGAAGGUUUAAAAGAGGAUGUCACCCCCUGCUCGGGGUUCUUACUCCUGGGGAGACCUGUUGCGCAACAAUAAAGAUCGUGGUCUACUGACCACUGUUUUGCUCCUAUAUUUGGCUGGAACGUCCUUCCUUUCUGACUGUAUAGACCCGCAGGCUCUGCCCAACGAGCUGGGCUCUUGAGUAUCCUCUCAACCCAGAAUUUUCCUUAACAUGGCUUACCAGCAGUACAUGUGGAAAAGGUCUGUGGGUCUUGGUGGUCCACAAGCCUCACCUGAGCCCACAGUGUGAUGCAGUAGCAGCAGAAGAAAGCGAAUGCUAUUCUAGGCUGCAUCAAGAGAAGUCCAAUGUCCAGACCAAGGAAAGUCAUGGUACCCUCUCUUCUGCCUUGAUCAGACCACACCUGGAAUAUUGUGUUCAGUUCUGGGCACCAGAAUUUGACCUACCUGACAGGGUUGUUGUGAAGGUGAAAAGGGGAGGAGCACGCCACUUUGAGCUCCUUGGAGGAUAUUGGUGGGCUAAAAGUGCAAGAAGUAAAAAUAAAUGCCGAAGCAACGAGGUCUCAGACGGGCGAUUUCUGCACGCUUGAUUCCUCCAUCAGAGGGCCUCUAUUGGUGGUCCUGCAGAAGGGGUGACAGGGAGCCCACCCAGGACCCACAAGCUGCCCUUGCCUCCUGCCUUCCCUGCUGUGUCAGGCGCUGGCCUUUGUGAGGUGGGGCCUCACUCUGGCUCGCAGGAGCCGUUUUGUCCGUCAGCGCCUGUUUGGUUGCUUUUCCUGGAACAGUCAUGAGCUUCUCCUUAGCGAUGCAAGACUCCACAGAUGACAUCAACCUGGCAGGUGGGCUGUGGCUGCCGUGGGUCCCUCCCCACAGGUCUGAGUCACUCUUCCUGGCUUCUCUUUGAGGGAAUGGGAAGUGAAUGCCAUAACCUCCUUUCUGCAUGGCAUCCACCUGUCUUUGUGUGGGAUGGAGAGUGAGAGCAAGUUUCACGACUACCCUGAGAUCUCCCAGAGGGUUGGACCUGAAGUCCGCUGGGCUCAAAUGGCAAGAAAGAGGAUUUAGAAGAAACCUGAGGGAGAAAUUCUUCCUGGUGCCAGCUGCACUGCUGUGCCUCAGCCUGUCUGGGAACAGGGUGGCCUCUCCUGGAGAAGCCAGGUUGUCAUACUGGACUUCCUGCCUGGGCAACUUUCAAGAUUGGGUUGCAAGAGCACUCGGUUUUUUUGCUGGAUGUAGAAAUGGCUGGAAACCCUUUAACCCGCUAAGUGCAGCUUCACAGUGAUGGUUGGUGGAGGAAUUGUGGACCUUGGAUCAGAGGUGAGGCCACAGAGAGCUUGGGGAAAUCAUUGUAUUUGGGCAAUGGAUCGGAGUCCUGGUAUUUUAGGCGCAGCUGGACACUGGCUCUUUCCUAACUGUCCUCUACCCCUUUAAGGUAAUCCAUGAGCCUGAUUUCAACUUCUGACUUUACAAGUGGUUCAAAAACAGAAUUUAAAAGAGAUUUCUGCCUGGCAAAUGUUAGAAGGCUUUUGAAUUUCACAGCAGAGAACAUGUGUGUGUAAAUUGCCUCCCAGAGUUAGUCUUAUGGCACCUUAAAGGCUAAUUGCAGAUAUAUCAUUAUAUUGAUUGAUUGAUUGAUUGAAUGCAUAUAUAUUCCACCGUUUUCUCCAAGGAGCUCAGAGUGGUGUACAUGGCUCUCCUCCUCCUCAUCUGAUCCUCAUAGUAACCUUGCGAGGUAGGGUUAGGUGGAGAGGCAGUGACUGGGCCAGGUUCACCCAAUGAGCUUCAGGCUGGGUGGGAUUUGAACCCAGUUCACUACUAGUCUGACAUUCUAACCACCACAUCACACUGACAUGGUGGGCCUCAGGGAUCCCUGGUCAUCCUUGAGAGCGAUGUGCUGGGCACUACCACCUGGAAAGGGGCACAUGGCACAAUUGCAUGCCCCCCAAGCAAGGGAGAAAGCUUCUUCAAUGGUGCCAGCUUCUCCUGGUUGUCUCUUGGCCUGCAUGGAGGGGCAGGGGCAAGGGAGGGCUAUCAAGGGCUCCUAGCUAGGGAAGAGGGCUCAUGUGCUCGGAUCCUGCUUGCUGGUUUCCCACAGGCAACUGUUCAGCCAUUGUGAGAGCAGGAUGAGGACCCAGGUGAACUACUGGCCUGUUUCAGCAGGAUCUUCUGAUGCUCACUCUCCUUCCUUGGAGAGCAGAGGUUGGGUGGUCAUCUGUCCUGGAGACUCCUGCAUUGCAGGGGGAUGGACUAGAUGACUCUUGGGGUCCCUUCCAACUCUACCCUUCUACAGUUCUAUGAUUCUCAUGGAAACACAGAAGAGCAGGCUCUUCUGGUGCUGUUAUGCAAGGGAAAUGCCGUCAUGCUCCUCAACGCGCUCGAGCAAGCGGCUUUCUUGGUAGCAACGGCAAGAGCAGGUCCUAGUAAAUGACAGAUGGAGAGAGCUAUUCUGGCAGCAGGCUGAGGAGAUGCAGGCUGCUCUUCAUCAGAGCAUCGGAAAAGCCUGCUGGAUCAGGCCAAUGGGCACCACCUCGUAGGGCAUCCCGUUCUUGCCCUGGCCAUCGGAUGCCCCAGGGAGAAGCCCACAGGCAGGAGCUGAGCAUAAGAGCCCUUCUCCAGCACAUCCCCCACCCAGCCCACCUUUUGGAAAAUGGAAAGCUGGCUGGAGUCUGUUCUCUCCCUUCCUCCCACAAAGGGAUCACCCAGGGGGAAAGGAUCGGGUCCUUGGCAAGAGCGAGCAGCCAAGUGGUGCUGGCAUGUCUGCCCCUUAAUCACAUCUUGGUUUCAACACCUGUUUGGAAAUCUGACUCGAGGUGUGUGGCACCUUGAGAGUUCUGUGCUCCUAGGCAGAAUGAGAAAGCAAGGAGACCCAAGGCAAGCAAGUAAAAAGGGUGUGGUUUUUAAUAUAUAUAUAUAUAUAUAUAUAUAUAUAUAUAUAUAUAUAAACAACAACUGGGGAAUUUGUGUGGCUUGGUGGGAAUUGUCACAAGCGAUGUUGAGAAGCUGCUGUGUUGGCGUUCCAUGUGGCAAGCACCAACGAUUCGUGAUUUCCCCUCCCUUGCAGGCCUUGGCACACGCCGUCCUGCAAAGUAUGGAUGGGCUGACUCCUCUCAAACCACCCCACCACCUAUGAACACCCUUCCAAAAAAUCAGGAUAAAAGGGGCUUUGGAUACCUUAACUGCAAAUGAGUUUAGAGUUGCCCACCAAAGGUUUUCCCGAGUCCAGAGUGGGUCCCAUGUGGGUCACACUUUUGACACUUGGUUGUGAUGAGCAGGCCUCUGGGCAGAUGCAGGAAAAGGCAUCUUGGACCCGUGACGCUCCUGGUUUGGCGGAUGGCUUUGAGCAGAUCUUCCUCUGGUCUUGAGCCAAGAAUUGUAGCGGAAUCACGAAGGCGAAGCCAGGAGGGGGGUGGCGUCUCAGCAAACCACCUCUGGGGGCUGGGCUGGCGGAUGUGUAGCCUAGCUGUGCCCUUUGUGUUUGUGCUGCAGGCAGUGACUUAGUGCCUGAAUUUAUCUCCAGGCAAAGCUGAGGGUUGUGUAAGUUUCCUAGAUAAAUAAAGGAACUGGGCCACUCGCCCACACCCUGCCCUGUCCGGCCAUCUGGCCAAGGAAGGCCGGAAGCCAGAAUUGAGAGCCACAGCUUCCUGAAUUCUCCUCCUCCUCCUCCUCCUCCUCUUUCUUCAAGUGGCGCUGGAGUCGAGAGCUAGUGGUCCAGGGACCAGGCACUGCCCCAGCAGGGGACAAAGGCCUUGUCUCCCAAGAUGAUGCUUGCUAGCCCUCCUUGUGCCCCCCUAAAAAAUUUUCUGCCCCCCAAAACCCUCCAAAUAAGUGAAACAGAGAAAAAGGUUCCCUUCUCCUGCAUGGUUGGGGGUUUGAUGGCCACUCUUGUUUUGGAAAAUCUCCCACCCCUUUUAAUUUGUCCCGCCACUGGAACAUCCUGUCAGAGGAAGGAUUCUGGCUCCCUCACAAAUCUGUCCUUGGGUUCCCCACAGAGCGAACAUCUUCAGAAGGUGGUGGAGUCUCCUUCCUUGGAGUUUGGAAGGUCCUCUGCCGUGGAUGCUGGAGAUUCCUGCAACCCUCCCAACCCCACCGUUCUAUGAGACGAUGAACUCUCCAGAACGGAUUUGAGGCUGUCCUAAGGCACAUCUAAUGCCACAAAACACCUUCAUCAGUCGGAAGGUUCACCAAAGCAAGAGCCUGGGGUGGGGCUGGUAAAAGGAAGCUGUCUUGGCACUGAAUCUGCACUUCAUUUUUGCAUUGGGCUCUAAAUAUUGUGUCUGUGCACACCGCACAACUGGCCAUCCCAUUCUAGCAAUCUUUAAAAUCUCUGGCAUACCUGGGUAUCAGUUAGUUGCCCAGAGUGGUUGGGGCAUCCCAGUCAGAUGGGUAGGGUAUUGCUGCUAUUAUUAUUAUUAUUAUUAUUAUUAUUAUUAUAUUGUUAUUAUUAUUGUGUAUGUCUGUGUUUGGGGGAAGCAAUACAGAAUCUGAGCACCGGCAGAAGCUGCCCAUUUGCGGUCAGACACUUAGAGGAGGGCUAGCAAAACCCCCAGAGCUUGUGAAAGAAAAAGUCCUUCUUCAUGCAGCGCCUGGUUAAAUUGAAGAAUUCACUCCGCAGGAGGCAGUGAUGGCUGCCAACCUAGAUGGAUUUAAAACUGGAUUAAACAAAUUCAUGGACGGCCAUGGGUGGCUCCUGGCUAGGGUGGUUCUGCUCUGCCUCCACAUUCGGAAGCAGCCAGGCUUCUGAAUGUCAGUUGCUGGAACUGCAGGAGGGCAGAGCUGCUCUUGCGUUCGAAUCCAAUUUGGGUUUCUCACUGAGGCAUCUGGUUGGCCCCUGUGGGAACUGGAUGCUGGACUAGAUGGGCCAGGGGCCUCAUCCAGCAGGGCUUUUAUUACAUUCUUAGGCUGCCCCUUCAGUCUUGAGAUGCCUUCUGGGCACUGGGCAGGCUUGGUCCCUGCAACUGGAAGUGGUCUUCCAUGGAUCCCUGUUUGAACUGGGAGCUGUUUCAGCCAGUGUUCGUGGACCCCUGGCCUUUGGGUGGGAGGAAAAGGUCCAUUUAGCUGGAGCCCCCGCCAAGGGUCCCACCACAAAGUCAUCCCUUAGCAAGCCUUUACCUGAACAUUGCCCCCGACCAGAUUUCGUCUCUGUGCCAGAGCUGCGAGUGUGUCUCCUAUCUCGAAGGCUCAGAUGAAGAGAGAGCUGAGUUAAGAACAUUAGAACCAGGAGGCCUAUAAAGGCCAGGCGAGAGAAACACAAACAGAGGCCGCCUCCUGCAAGGAGGACCUUGAUCUGCCUCAAGAUACAAAUCUCGACUUGCUUCUUUCAUGCAGUAUUAGUGGGGGUGGGGACAAUGGGAGCCAACAGUCUUGUUUGGGAGGUUAAAAACAUGGUUUGUUAAUAAUAGAAUAUGAGUUUAUCCUGCAGUUGUGAUGUUUGUCCUGUUUUUUAGUUGCUGGUUUGGUUAUUAGCGUUUUGUAGAUUGCAGUUGUUUUACUGAUGAUUUGUUAAUUACAUUAUAUGAUUUAUGCUGUACUCUUUAUGUUGUUCUCUUAUGGCUAGUUAUUGUUUGUAAGCCACUUUGGGAAAACAGCAUGGAAGCAUCAUCAAUCAAUCAACCAACAAGCCCCUUUGGAGCAACUAAUACUUUUCCUGGGAAAGGGCCUUUCAACAUCAGGGGAAGGUUUUCGCGUCCCCCGCCCAGCCCCUUCUCUGUUUUCUGCCUUUUGCAGAAAAGGCUGCUUAUUUUUCAAAGCCCUUUGUGGUCUGGCAGCUCGGAUGUUUGAUCUGCCUCUUUGAAAAAAGGACAGGGGGAGAUAGAUUCCUUCAGGGUGCUGGGAUUGAUUAAAACGGGCCUAAUAAUAAUUAGGUCGAAUCAAACUUGUUUUUUAAAAAAUGUAAUUGGAUCUGAGAUUAAAGUUCUGCAAUGAUGAUCCUUGUUCUGUUCUGUAAUCUCCAGACGGGGUCUGGGCUGGGCUGCCAUCUUAUCUGAGGUCUGAUGGGGGCUGUUCUGGGUGGGGAGAGGGCAGGACACCCCUUAAGUCUCUGAGCCCAACAUGGGGGGGGGGUUAAUGCUGCCAGUGGCUCCCCUGGGGGUGAGUAAGGGAACUCUGCCAGGAACAUGGAAGCCCUCCUGUCUCCAUGAUGUGUUGUGUGAUGAUUAGAAUCCCCAUCUCUGCACCUUGUUCAUAGAAUCCCAGACUUGUAGAGUUGGAAGGGAUUCUCCCAGCCCCCACAAUGCAGGAAUCACAUCUCAAGAAUCCCUGACAGAUGGCCGUCCAACCUUUGCUUAAAAACCUCAGAGGAAGGAGAGUCCACCACUUUCCAUCAGAAAGUUCUUCCUAAUAUUUAAUCAAAUUCACAAACCAUUCAACCUGGGGAGACUCCUUUAAACAGGCAGGCAAGGGGAUGGGGACCAGUUGCUGCUUCGUCCAAGAUGAUGGGCGACCAAGAAGAUGAAGGGUCUAGGAAGUCUUGUGAGGUGGAGGGAGUUGGGUGUCUUUAGCCUGGAGAAGAGGAAACUGAGAGGGGACAUGAGAGCCACCUUCAAAUAUCUUGUAGGCUGGAGGGAGCGAGCUUGUUUUCUCCUGCUCUGGAGGGGAGGACCUAAAUCAGUGGGUUCAAAUGACAAGAAAUGAGAUUUUGUGUACUGCAGGGAGAUGGAUUCAACGACGCUCAGGGUCCCUUCCAAGGCUACAUUUCUAUGAAGCCUUCUCCCUUAUCUGCAAUUUUUCCAGGUGCUGGUUUUGAACUUCAAGCCUCUUCAUGGUGAGGUGCCUUUUACAUAGAGUCAAUGGAAGGGACCUGAGGGUCACCUCGUCCAACUCCCUGCAAUGCAGGAAUCACAUCUCAAGAAUCCCUGACAGAUGGCCGUCCAACCUCUGCUGGAAAAUCUCAGUCCACCACCAUCCGAGGGAGUCCAUUCUACUGUUAAAUAGCUCUUGCCAGCAGAAAGUUCUUCCUAAUGUUUAGCUGGGAUCUCCUUUCUUCUCAUUUGGAUCCAUUGAAUAUUCCGCCUUGGUCAAGCCCCACCUGGAGUCCUCUGUCUAGUUCUCAGCACUCCAAUUGGAGGAGGAUAUGGAAAAGCUGGAAGGUGUGCCAAGGAGGGAAACCAAGAUGAUCAAGGAUCUUGACCAAGCCUUAUGAGGUGUGCUUGAAGGAGCUGGGUAUGUUUAGCCUGGAAAAGAGAAGACUGGGAGGAGAUAUGAGAGCCAUCUUCAGAGAUAUCUCAAGGGCUGUCACAUGGAAGAGGGAACAAGCUUAUUUUCUCCUGCUCUGAAUGGUAGGACUCGAACCUAUGGCUUCAAGUUACAAGAAGGAGAUUCCGACCAAACAUCAGGAAGAACUUUCUGACAGCAGGAGCUGUUCCAUAGUGGCAUGGAUUCCCUUGGGAGGUGGUGGACUCUCCGUCCUUGGAGGUUUUUAAGCAGAGGUUGGAUGGCCAUCUGCCAUGGAUGCUUUAGCUGAGAUUCCUGCAUUAUAGGGGGUUGGACUAGAUGACUCUUCUCCUCCCUUCUAACUUUACAAUUCUAGGAUUCUAUAACAGACAGUAUUCAAGACUGCUAAAUAGAGCUUCCUUGUAGAUUAGCAGUAUAUCUGUGUGGCUUCUCCUGUUUCCAGGCCCUGCUUGUGGCCUUUGCAGAGGCCUUUGGCUGGCUGGCUCUUGCUGCUGGGAGCAGCUAUGGUGGAACUUCAUGGUGGUGUGAGGGGUCUGGUGCAUCUUUGCCCUGAUCUAGCUGAGCAGUCUCUUCUUUGUGGAGAAGCUGGUUGUGGUGGUAGCUGAGGAGACUGAAGAUCAGGAAGAGCUCCCUGAUGGCAAGAGCUGUUCAACAGCGGAUGACCUUGGAAGGUGGUGGACUCUUGUUCCAUGGAGCGGUUGGAAGGCCACCUGCCAGGGAUUCUUUAGCAUUGCAAGGGGGUUGAGCUAGAUGAGCCUUGGGGUCCCUUCCAACUUUAUAGUUUCAUGAUUCUAGGAGACCCAGAGAAGGCGGUGCCAGGGCUUAACUGCCACCCCACAGCAGACGCCGACCAUCCUGGGAUGAGCUGGAGUUCUGCUCCCGCUGGCGAUGAGUUUGAUGCACCUCCGGAUGAGUUUAUUAAAACUCUUCUCUCUUUGCUUGAUGAAUUUUUCAUGUCUGCAGGAUGAAUUGUACAUAGCCCAAAAAAUAAAUUAAAAUAAGUGCACAUAAAUCAUUUACCAUUCUUGGCUCCUGGAGAAAAUUUGUUUCCGUUGCAGGGCUUGUCCUUUUUUAGACGGCAUUAUGAUUAUCCCCAUCUUCUGCGGCGUGAAUAUUCCUUGAGAUGAUAAGGACGUCGUGUCUCUGAGAGAUCCAAAUCACAUUCUUUUUCCCCCGUUGAAGAUGGUCGGAGGAAGCCUCUGCUUCUCUGCAGUGUCCUGGAACAUGUUGGAUUAGCUUUAUCUCACUUUCAUACGGAUAGAGCAUCCGUUAGUGGGAAAGGCUGCAAAUAAAUCUUGCUUCUUAAAGGGCUGAAAGAGACGCUCUUGUUCUCGCACAAUAAGACCCAGAUUGUGUCUGCUCUGCACGGAGCCAUCAAUUUUCUCUUCUGUCCUUGCGGCAGCCUUAGAAGUCUGGUGCCUGUUUCUGGAACAAUGCGCAUUACGGAAGGGUGGCCUAGUGGUUAGAGUGCAGGACUCGGAUCUGGCAGAGACCAAGGUUCAAAUCCCCCCCUUGGCUGGGUUACCUCGGAGGCCAGUCACUGCCUUUCAGCCCAGCCUACCUCUCAGGGGUGUUGUGAGGAUAAAACAGGAAGAUGAAAACCGUAGGUGCCACCAACAUUUGAGGAAAAGUGGGAUACAAGCUCAAUAAAGGGACCCCAAGGGUCACCUUCUCCCACCCCCUGCAAGGCAGGAAUCGUGGCUAAAGGAUCCCCGACCGAAGGCCUUCUGGCCUCCAAGGAAGGAGAGUCUCAUCCUCUUCGCUGCCCAACAGCUCUGCCUGCAUCUCUGCAUUUAUUUAUUUCACAAUCAUUUAUUCACCCCCCGACUGUGAAGCAACAACACCCUCAAAGUGGUUUACAAAGGGAAGAAGACAAUGACAUUGUCAGUAAAAACAACUCUUCUUUCUUAGUCGGAAUCUCCUUUUAUAGAAUCAUGAAAAAAGGAAAGAAGAUUUCCUUGUUAGAGACCAUUAGGAACGGUAUUUUUUAUUUUUAUUUUUCAAAACGCCCUGUCGUCCUAUGAUUUUUAAAAUACAGCAAAGGUGUCAAAAAUAUAUCUGUCCUGAUUUUCUUAAAAUAUACAUUUCACACCAGUUGACAGAAUUAAAAAUCGACAAAAUAUUAAUGUAAAUAGUAAUUAAAAAACUAAGAAAGCCAGGAAGACGGUCUGAAGCUGGGAAUGUGGCGUGAUUCAUGAGGCCUCUCUUGAAAUCCAUAGCAGAGCCUCCCUUUAAAUACUCAAAGAAUCAUAACGUCGUAGAGUUGGCGGGGACCUGGGGGUCAUCUAGUCCCACCCCCGUAAUCCAGGAAAUACAGCUAAGGGAUACCUGACAGGUCGACACCCAACUUCUGCUUAAAAAGCUCCCAUGAAGAGACUCUGCCUCCCACUCUGGGCAGUUCUGGUUGGUCUGCUCCAAACAGGACAUGGCAGAGCUGGAAAAGCUCCAGAAAGGGGGACCUGGUGGGGCCAAAGCCCUUUCCCUGCCCAGAAGAGGUUUCUGUAGUGGAGACGAGAAAUGGGGAGAUGCAGGAGGGGUCUGCCCUGGCACUUGCCCCCGCCCCAUCUUCCCUGGGGGGAGGGCAGGUCUUUUCCCACAAAUAACUCCUUGGCUCCCCUCUGGAGAAGAACAGGGACCGUCUCAGCUCAGGCCGACUCUUGGAGGCAACGGGGAGGGUGGGGUGGGACUUCGGAAGGGCUCCAAGUCCCUGUUUAGGUCUCACUUUUCCAUGAGUAACACUCAAAACACCUAAAAUCAAAAUGGAAGAAUACAAUUCUAUUUUUUUUUAUAAAAAAACAGCAAGAAGAAUUUACAGUAUCUUAAUAUUUAGAACAACUUGGUAAACCUCAUUAUGGUUAUAACAUAAAUGCAGUGGUACCUUGGUUCCGGAAGUCCGUUCCAAAACCAAAGCGUUCCAAAACCAAGGCACACUUUCCCAUAGACAGUAAUGCAAAAUGGAUUAAUCCAUUCCAGACUUUUAAAAACAACCCCUAAAACAGCAAUUUAACAUGAAAUUUACUAUCUAACGAGACCAUUGAUCCAUAAAAUGAAAGCAAUAAACAAUGUACUGCAGUCACACAAUCAAUCAAUCAAUCAAUCAAUCAGUAGCUGUACUGGGUUCCACACAGUGACAAAAAAAAAGAGCCACAAAAACAAAAACACAAAAUAAAUAGCCAAAACAGACAGACUUCAGCGUAACACUCAAAAUGGAAGUGUGGCACUCAAACAGAGCAUGUUCGGCUUCCGAAAAAAGUUCGCAAACUGGAACACUUGCUUCCGGAUUUGCAGUUUUUGGGUUCCAAGUACCAAGGCAUCUGAGAAGCAAUGGACCACUGUAUCAAGAUAUCAAAUCAUGAAAAAGCCACUCAACAAUUCAUUAAAAUAUUUAAGGCCAUGGUUAUAGUCUGCUGGAUCAGGCCAGCAUCCUGUUCCCACUGUGGCCAGCUAGACGCCUCUUCUGGGAAUCCCAGAACCAGGAGCCGAGCACAUGAGCCUCACUUUCCCUGCUGUCCUGUCCAGCAACUGCUUCCAGAUGCACUGCUGCCUGUGGAGAGCCGUCGGGAGCCUUAUUCUACUCCGUAAACCUGCCCUUUAUAAGCCAUCCAGGUUGGCGGCCAUCUCUGCCUCUUGUGGGAGGGAGUUCCACAGUUUAACUAUGCUCUGCAAGGGACUCAGGUGGCCUCAACCACUGAGCCUCUUGGACUUGCUGAUCAGAAGGUCAGCGGUUCGAACCCCUGCGAUGGGGUGAGCUUCCGUUGCUCUGUCCCAGCUCCUGCCAGCCUAGCAGUUCAAAAGCAUUUGGAUAAAUAGGGAUCGCCAUGGCAGGAAGGUAAAUGGUGUUUCUGUGCGCUCUGGUUUCCGUCCAGGUGUCCCAUUGCAUCAGAAGUAGUUUAGUCCUGCUGGCCACAUGAUCUGGAAAGCUGUCUGUGGACAAAUGCUGGCUCCCUUGGCAUGAAAGCGAGAUGCACACCGCAACCCCAUAGUCGCCUUUGACUGGACUUAACCAUCCAGGGGUCCUUUACCUUUAUCUUUACCUGCAUGGCAAAGGACUUUAAUCUACCUUGAGUCUUCCGGCUUCACGGGACGUCCACAAGUUCUAGUGUUAGGAAAGAGGGAAAGGGGCCUUUCUUUUCCCACUCUCUCCUUGCCAUAUAUCCUUUGAGAAACUUCUCUGAGCGUGGCUUGAUCCCCCUGAGUGUGCUUCCUUUCUCCGCCCGUCCCGUGCAGGCGCCAACUCUUUGCACAUUGGGGUGUGUGCAUCAUUUCGCUGAGAGGAGAGUCACAUGUGAGGUGGUGGCAGCUCCACCUGCCCUUCACCAGCUCAUGGUGGGCAGAGGUCCAAGUUGCGUUGUGAUUUCGCAUUGCCAUUUGGCGUCCAGAUGGCUGGGUGAAUCAGCUUCGAGGCCGAGAAUGAGGAAGAAUAUUUGGUCAGCCAAGAUGGAGGCCUCCUUGAGUUCUGCUCUGCUCAGUCAUCCACUCUCUACAUGGCUUAAGCAUGUGAAUUAAAAUUGAGUGAAGCUCGGUGACUAAAAGUGAAAAAGGAUGAUUCAAACUUGUUUAUUGUAAUCUUUGUGCCAUCAGCUAAUUAGCAGAAAAUCUUGUCUUGAUUCCCCUUGCAGCCUCUUGGUCAGAUGGGCUGAAUCAGCUGGGCUGACGCUCCGCAGGUUUCCUCCAAAGUUCAGUCCUACUGGGCUCAAGGGAGCUUACUCCUGAGUAGGACUGUCCCACAGAAGACUUAGACAACAAACUAGUCAUGAACUUUGUCUCUUAAGCAGGACAGGCCUAACUCGACCCAGAUACAAUUAAGUACAGCACCACCUAGUGAAUAAAUGAUAUGAAAGUUCUAUCCACGCAGGGAGCACAAUAUUUCAUCUUGUUUUUAUUAUUGCUUGUAAGCCGCUCUGAGCCCGGCCUUGGCUGGGGAGGGCGGGGUAUAAAUAAAAAAUUAUUAUUAUUAUUAUUAAUAUUGCACCCUUGAUUUGGUGCCAGUGCCAAGGGGAUUGAAUUAUUCGAUGAGAAAACGUUUAAACAUUUAGGACGCUUUAGUUGCUCCAUCUUCCAUGAAGCAACCCUGCAGAUAUUUGAAGAUGGCCAUCAUAUUACCUCUCAGGUUCCUUUUCUCCAGGUUAAGUGUACCCAACUACCUCAACCAAUCCUCAUAUGGCUUGGUUUCCAGCCCCUUGGUCACCCUCCUCUGCCCACCUUCCAGCUUGUCAACACCCUUCUUAAAUUGUGGUGCCGAGAAUUGGACACAGUAUUCCAAGCGUGGUCUGACCAAGGCAGAAUAGAGUGAGAUUUCAACUUCCCUUGAUCUGGACACUAGACUUCUGUUGUUGCAGCCUAGAAUAGCAUUCGCUUUUUUUGCUGCUGCAUCAUAUUGUUGAUUCAUGUUCAGCUUGUGGUCCAAGACCCCUAGAUCCUCUUCACAUGUACUGCUAGUAAGCCAAGUGUCCCUCAUCCUAUAUUUGUGCAUUUGGUUCUUCCUGCCCAAGUUCAGAACCUGACAUUUGUCCCUAUGGAAAUUCAUUUUGUUAGCUUGCGCCCAAUUCUCCACUCUGUUAAGGUAACUUUGAAUUCUGGCUCUGUCUUCUGUGACAUUAGCUACCCUUCCCAGUUUGGUGUCAUCUGCAAAUUUGAUGAGCAUCCCCUCAAUUCCUUCAUCCAAGUCAUUUAUUAAGACAUUGAACAACAACAGGCCCAGGACAGAACCCUGCAGCACCCCAAUUGUGCCUCUGGAAAUGCUAGAUGAUGAUGAUGAUGAUAACAACAACAACAACAAUUAUUAUUAUUAUUUAUACCCCUCCCACCUUGCUGAGUUUCCCCAGCUACUCUGGGCGGCUCCCAACAGAAUAUUAAAAGCACAAUAAAGCACAAGUCAUUAAAAACUUCCCUAAACAGGGCUGCCUUCAGAUGUCUUCUAAAAGUCAGAUAAUUGUUGAUUUCCUUGACAUCUGAUGGGAGGGCAUUCCACAGGGUGGGCACCACCACCAAAAAGGCCCUCUACCUGGUUCCCUGCUUGAACAUCCCUAUAAAAUCUCAGGCAUUAAGGAGAAGAAGCUGGAAUCUGGUUUUCCUUUGCUCUCUUCUGGGCAAGAGAGUUAUUCAGAAAGCUUUUCCUUCUGGUGACUGUUGGGAGGGAAUGGGGGACAGCAAAUUAUUCCAUUGAUUAUUUAUUGAACAUGGGGAUGCUGAGAGCUUGAUUCAGAUUCUCAAACAGCAAACUGGAAGGUUGUAUGAAAUUUCACACCUGCUAUGUUACAAUGGAGGCUAGAAGAUGCUUUUCAUUCCAACUUUUCUGUUUUUUCUUCCUACUCAACACUUCUGUGAUUCUACACCUAUCAGAAAGGUCCAUUCUUGGCCUUUUCUCCAUCCCCCUGAACCAUCCUCCCUUUAUUAUGGAAGAAAUCUCUUUUGGGUUCCUCACUGUGCUUCAGUGACUGUAUGUGGUGAACAGAAGAGACACGAGUUCUGCGUCCUCAUUUUUGGGGUGGUCCUCCUUUGACUGAGUGGGAGAUGAUGGAGGUGGGAGGAGGUGUGUUGGCAGUGAGGCAGCUCCUCCUGAGCAGGUUGGAGAAGGAGGCAGCUGUUGCUGGGGUGGGGUUGCCAUGGCAUUGGCUUGGAAACCGCACUUUGGCAGUGGGAUUUGCUGGGUGACUUGAGCAUCUUGUGGAGCCCUUGCGCAACUGCCUUCUGCCAUGCUAGUCCUUCACUGCCCCCGACCACGUGCUGAGCACAAGAACGUGAGAUGAGGCUCUUGGAUCAGGCCAAUGGGGCCCGGUCUCAUCCAGCCUCCUGUUCUCAUGGUGGCCAACCAGAUGCCCAUCCACAAGCAGAACCCGAGUGCGAGAGCAACUCUCCCCAAGAGCCUUCUCCAUUAAUGCCCUCUUAAAGCCAUCUUGGUUGAUGGCCACCAUGACUUACUGUGGCAGGGAGUUCCACAGGAUAACUAUGUAUGAAGGACUUUCUUUUAUCCGUCCUGAAUCUCCCAACAUUCAGAUGGUGACGGUGAGGAUGAUAUUAAAUUUAUAUACUGCCCUUCAUCCAAAGAGUUCAGGGCAAAUUCACAAAAUAAAUAGUUAAAACAAAAGCAAAAACCAUAACCCCAUCAUUGAAUGUUUAUGGGAGAGGAAGAAAAAACUUUUCUCCUGGACAUGUGUAAUUUUAUAAACUUAUAUCAUGUUGCAUCUUCUCUAAACUGAAAAGCCCCAAACAUGCCACCCCUCCGUUGUUUUGGUUUCCCAUUUCCAAACUUUCCAAAGCUACAAAGUUCUUGACGUAAGGCAACCAGGACUGGAGAGUCUUCCAAAUGGGGUUACAGCAUAGAUAAAACUAUAAUAAGUAGAAAACAAGUAAAGUGGUGAUAUAAAUGCCCCCCCCCCAGGAGAAACUGUGGCUCGGAAGUGACUUCUCUCAGUGGCUUAUGGAUCUCUUCUGAAAAAUCCAGAAAGGUUGCUCUGGGGCUGAUCAUUCUGGUGAGGAGGACCCAUGGAUCCGCCCCUCCUCACCUGCCGCUCUUUGGCUGCCUGGAGAAGAGUCUCCAGAGCUCAGCUGCCCCCUCUGGGGGCUCCAAGAUGCUCUUUAUUGCAGGCGCGCGACGCCGUUCCGCACCGCCGCAAUUAAAAAUGAAAAAUAAAACCGAGAAUGCAUAAAAAAUUCAUAGGCCACAGCAAAUUAAUAUCAAAUCAGUGGUGUGUGCUGGUAUCUGGAAUUAACACUAUUAUGCUAAUCACUAAUCUGAAUUCAAAUUGGACAACUUGAAAGCGGAGAGGCAUUAAUAGCAUUUUAAAUCAGAUUGGCUGAAACCUGACAAUUUAACUACAGUCAGGUGGGCUCGACUGCCCCACUCUCUGCCUCUGCAGUUGGGGGGGGUGCAAGGAAGGAGAGCCAGGGGAAAUUCUGCUGUAUUUGGGGGCGGGGGAGGGCGUUGGGGAGAGGAAGCAGAGCUUCGGGCACUUCAAUUCCCCGCCCCCUGCAUUGGAUUUUGUGUAUGGGUGUGUGAAUUCAAGUCCUGCAAGAAGCUUCCAUUAUGAACCCAAACGCUCACUGGAUUCUACUUGCGACAGCCUUGUGAGGUAGGAUGUAGACUCAUUCACAGGGAGGGAGAGCAGGGCAGCUACUUGUGGGCACUUAGUUGGCCAUUGUGGGAAGAGGAAGAUGGACUAAACCUCCCCUCCAUUUAUUCUGACAGUCAGUAAGAGCUAAUCGACAGUGCAGCCGUCUCCAUUGGAAGGUGGUGGACUCUGCUUCCGUGGAGGCUUUUAAACAGAGGUUGGGGGCCAUCUGUCAGGGAUGCUUGAGCUGAGAUUCCUGCAUUGCAGGGCGUCAGGCUAGAUGAUCAUGGUUCCAGCCAAACUUCACAAUUCUAUGGUCUUAUGAUAUCCUUCCUCUUCUUUGGCGAUCCCUUGUAGCCGAGUAAGAUUGUCUUCCAUGAACACGGUCUUAACAGUAAGUCCAUAAGUGACUGUGUAGGCUAAUUCUGGAUCCACACGUCCUUCCUCAGUGGGGAUAUUGAUUUCCGGGCAGGAGUUGAUCAUGGUGUGGAUUUGCCAAGCGUGCCUUCCUCUUAGCACGUCUCUCCCUUGCGUCCUAAGUUCAAGUGUCUUCAAAGCCCAGGACACCUUUGGUCAAGGCUGUUCUCCAAUUGGAGAAAUCAUAAGGGAGUGGACUCUCCUUCCUUGGAGGCCUUUAAGCAGAUUUUGUGGGGUUAUCUGUCAUGGAAACUCUAGCUGAGAUUCCUGAAUUGCAGGGGGUCAGACUAGAGGACCCUUGGGGUUCCUGCAGCCCUGUGAUUCUAUGCUGCUCUUGGCUUGAGGGUUGCAGCUUCAGAAGCGAAAGAUGGCCCAGGUGAGAAGGAGCAGCCUGUUAUCUGGGCCUCUUGCCUCUCAUCUUGAGGAGGGUUUGAUCCCCUCAUCCCUUGACAGAGAGGCUGAGAUGUUGCCCUUGAGCCCUUCAGCCUCCCGGGCUGGAAAAGAAGCCUCUCCUCCCCGCCCCCCUGGUCUGUGCCAUGCUGCCUUUUGCUAUUUCUGAGCCUGCCGGCCACGAAUAGCCCCACGUGUGUCUCAUGGUGUAAUGUGCAGGAUGCUCUGAGUGACUUAGCGUAACUGGAUUACACCCCGCGGAUGCUCUGCGCGCUCCAACUUUGUCCCUGCAGACCCUGGGGCUUUGCCGGGUCUUACGUGUCAUUGGACCGCGGCUUAGGCAGAAUUAGGCCACUCAGGGGCCAACUGUCUCGCCUCGAGGAAGAGCAGGCGGCCAUCUCUGAAGGGGAGGCCGGCUGGGAGACACACUCAUCCCGUGGAGCAGGCGGGAGCUUCUCCCACCUCCCGGGUUCCAGAGCGUUUUGCAGGUAGCUCACCCGGAAGCUGCCUGAUCAGCCACGCGCAGGAGGGGAGCAGCAAGAGACUCAUUGACCUCAUCCAGCAGGAUGACUCUUAUCCCAUGUUUGUGUCCUCAAAAAUGCAUCCUUGCUAGGGCUGGGCAAUGUCUGCUUUUCAACAUUUUCUUGUUCUUUGGCAAUCCCUCGUAGCCGAGUAAAAUUGUCUUCCAUGAGCACGGUCUCAACAGUAAAUCCAUAAGUGACUGUGGAGGCCAAUUCUGGAUCCACACAUCCUUCCACAGUGGGGACAUUGGUUCCUGGGUGGGAGUUGAUCACGGUGUGGAUUUGCCAAGCGUGCCUUCCUCUUAGCACGUUUCUCCCUUGCGUCCUGAGUUUGAGCGUCUUCAAAACCAGAAGACCUCUGUUCUCUAAUUGGAGCACUCUCAGGCCAGUGUUUCCCAGUUAUCAGUGCUUAUACCACAGUUUUUUAGAUUUGCCUUGAGAGAGUCUUUAAACCUCUUUUGUUGACCACCAGCAUUACGCUUUCCAUUUUUAAGUUCAGAAUAGAGCUUUGGAAGACAAUCAUCAGGCAUCCGCACAACAUGACCAGUCCAAUGAAGUUGAUGUUGAAGAAUCAUUGCUUCAACACUGGUGAUAUUUGCUUCUUCCAGUACACUUGCAUUAGUUUGCCUGUCAAGUGAUGUGUAGAAUUUUUUGAACACCAUUGAUGGAAUCUUUCAAGGAGUUGGAGAUGGCCUUUAUAAGUGGUCCAUGAUAUGUUGUUGUUGUUUAGUCGUUUAGAUGUGUCCGCCUCUUCGUGCCCCCCUGGACCAGAGCACGCCAGGCCCUCCUGUCUUCCACUGCCUCCCGCAGUUUGGUCAAACUCAUGCUGGUAGCUUCGAGAACACUGUCCAACCAUCUCGUCCUCUGUCAUCCCCAUGAUAUAGCACCAGCUAAAGAUCGCAAUAUGUUGAUAUAUCACGAUGUCUGAAAUAAGGGUGGAGCUAUGUAGAGGCAUCGGCUGGCUUCACGGUUUUUCCUCCAUCGUGAUUUUUGCCAGCUUCUGCUCCUGGGAUUCACUGCUCCCUGCAGGAGGCAGGGGAGAACUCAGCCGGCAGAGUUAGCAGGCUCAAGAGAAGGAUUGACUCCCUCCGUGUUCCCCCCCCCCACAUUGAUUUUUGCAUAGCACACACAAACAUGCAUCAUGAUUUGCGAUAUUUUGCCAGGUCAAAAAUUAUAAACCCUGUACCAUGAUCUCAAGGCAGUUUUGGGCGAUGUAUUGAAAUAUUCCCCAGCCCUAAUCCUUGCUCUUCUUUGUGCAGCACAGAGUUAAACUGUGGAACUCCCUCCCACAGGAGGCAGGGGUGACCACCAAACUAGAGCUAAAUUCACCAAAGAGAAGGCUUUUGAUGAUGACUAGUCUCAAUGGCUCAUCUCUGCCUCCACAGUUGGAGGCAGGAAUCCUUCUGAAUCUCAGUGUUGGAAACCUCUGCUUGUUGGAUGGGUGAUACGGAAUCUGGUCAUGAUGCAAUUAAUAAAACGGAAAAUAAAUCCAUGUCAACAAUCUGCUAGGAAUUUCGAGGUUACUGUCAUGAGCAGUGAUGCAGUUUUCUGAAAUGCUUGUGCUGACCUAAACAAAUUGGGAUCUGAGUUACGAUGUUUGAUUUUUUCAGUUUAGUUGACUGAACAAGUGCACCACCCCCAUUUGACCUGCUCAAAAUGCCCCUCCUCCCCAAAAUAGCAGUUAACUAUAACUGAAAUAUUUGAUUAAGGAGAAAGCAUCUCUCCAAUGCACUUAACAGUAAAAUUCUAUGUGCAUCUUUUUAAAAGGACGUCUUGUUGAGUUUUAUGGGACUUAUUCUCAUGGAAGUGUCUAUAGGAUCACAGCCUUAAUCUGGUUUCUGAGUAAUUUUCAGUAGAUUUAUCCCUUUCCUUGGAAAUUAAUAUGCGAGUUCUUGUAAAUGUUUUCAGACACGGCCAAUUAGUUGCAUGAGACAGAAACCUAAGGAGAUCUUGCACAUCAUCUUAGUUUAUUUUCAUGCUGCCUUUCCAUCGUUAAAAGCCUCAAGGUGGCUCGCAACAUGAAACGAUUUGCAUAUUUACAAAAAUGGAACAAAAGCAGUCAUAAGCAAUAAGGGGUCUCAUAUCAAAAUGUACACAACAAAAUUAAACAAUCCCCACAUAAGUCAUAAUAAGUUCUCAAAAUAAAGAUAUGAAAAGAAGCUGGUCUCUGGUCUCUCUGGAAGCCUCAGCACUGGCAGCUGACGUCCGUCAAUCAGUCAAGGGGGCGGGGCUCUCUGCUCCACCACCCCAAAACCCUUCCUUGCAUGUUUUCUAGGUUUAGGGAAUUUUGCAAUUAUAUUCUUCCCACCGGUCACCUUCCGAGUCUGGCUUACUAAAAGAACAAUGAAACUGGGCCAGCACAAUCUGCUGCCUGUUUGGGGCACCCGAAAUGUGGGAUUGGGAGGAGGAGGAGCUCAGCCCUGAGCUGGACUCUGUCCAAAGGCAGCAGGAGGGGGGGUGGAGGAGGACAUCAUCUUGGGGUGGGUGGACCUGUCAGUUUGGGUUUUUUUAAGUCCUCAUGAAAAUUCAUCAGCAUUUCAGUGCAGAGUUCUCCUGGUAAACACACAUUUCUGCAAGCAAUUUCCCCCAAUGCAAAGCAUUUUUCCCACAAAUGCAUGCACCCCCACCCCCGCCUAAUACUCCGGACAUGCACCUUUGUACCCCUUGCUUGGCUGGAGAAAUCCAGAGAGCUGCAAAUUCCAAAGGGGAGGCUGCAUUUCGGUUCUUGUAUUGAUUUAGAAAGGGCAUCUGAGGCCUGGAGAGCAGUUCUGGCGGGGCGUCCAGACCUCUCCUGGCUAAAAGGCACAAAAGGGAUUUGCACAGAUGUCCUCCAGAGCUUCAGGUUUUGCUGUUGUGCUUGGAGCUCUCAAUUUGGAAGGGAAGGAAGCAUCUCUUCCUCCUCCCCUGCCGCCCUCAAUUAGGAUACUAUUUCUCAAGGACCAGCAGUCAGUUGAAAGGAUUGUACGUGGGGGCCAGCGAGCCGUCUGCUGGUGGGGGCUGUGGAGAGAUGCCUCAAACGCAGGACGCGGGGCUUGGGAGUCAACAGGCCACAUUUCAUUGAUCACAGAUGUCAGUAGGUUUGGGUGGACUGGAUCCUGAAUCUUCCAGCCCAGCUGGGUUAAGGCUCUCCCUAUGGAUAAGGGUGACCCCACAGGAUUGCCCUCUGAAGGUGUGCUGUGACCCACUGAACUCUGACUGGGCAUCUGGGCAGAAGCCCCUCUCCCCGGACCCCUUUAACGAGGCACCCCACAUCCUUGGAGGAGAGCAGGGCUCCUUCAGGCAAGAUCCAGCUCCAACUGAGCUGUCAGGUCCUGCCACAGCCUCCUUAAAUGCCCCAAGAGGGGGCCGCACUGGAAGAAGGGACUGGGAAGGCUGCUUCAUUCCCCAGCCCACACCCACUGGCCCCUCCGGGAUUGGCUGGUGGCAGGGCAGGCACCACCAGCGUCCUCUGCUGGCCACACAAGGCGCAACAGGCUUCCCUGGUGCAGCAGAGAGCCGGUCCAGGCCACCAGCCCUGCUCUCCACGGAAGGUGGACAACCCUUCUCUGCUCUGAGGAUGGAGGCUGAGUCAGGAGGAAGAGUCUUCGCCCCCACUCCGCCUGCUUGAGGGUGUUGCCAAAGAGGAGCAGCAUCUCACUCGCCUCUGAGGCAGGUGGGAGUCAAGGCAGGACCCCUACCCAGCAAAGCAAGGAGAGGACCUGGAAGUGGGAGAGGUGGGCUCAUGGUGGGGAAGGCGGAAUUCGCCCCCUGCCCUGCAGCACGAGUGAAAGGAGAAUCGGGCGCUCACAGUCUUCUGGAGAAGACUUACACUUCUGUUGAUACAGCAUAGCAUGUUGUUGUUUAGUCGUUUGUCGUUGUUUAGUCGUGUCCGACUCUUCGUGACCCCCUGGACCAGAGUACGCCAGGCACUCCUGUCUUCCACUGCCUCCCGCAGUUUGGUCAAACUCAUGCUGGUAGCUUCGAGAACACUGUCCAACCAUCUUGUCCUCUGUCGUACCCUUCUCCUUGUCCCCUCCAUUUUCCCCAACAUCAGGGUCUUUUCCAGGGAGUCGUCUCUUCUCAUGAGGAGCCUCAGCUUCAGGAUCUGUCCUUCCAGUGAGCACUCAGGGCUGAUUUCCUUCAGAAUGGAGAGGUUUGAUCUUCUUGCAGUCCAUGGGACUCUCACGAGUCUUCUCCAGCACCAGAAUUCAAAAGCAUCAAUUCUUUGGCGGUCAGCCUUCUUGAUGGUCCAGCUCUCACUUCUCAUAGCAUAGCAUGAGUUUUUUUGCAGCUGCAUCACACUGUGGACUCAUGUUCAGCUUGUGGUCCACCAAGACCACUAGAUCCUCUUCACAUGUACUGCUAGUAAGCCAAGUGCCCCCCAUCCUAUAUUUGUGCAUCUGGUUCUUCCCGUCUAAGUGCAGAACCUGACAUUAGGAUAGUCUUAGGUUCUUGUUUCCUUAAGGCAGGGACAGGAACAGGCAGGUCAGAAAUUGAACCAACAAGCAGGUCUAGUUUCAGGCAUGGAGCCCUUCCCAGCCUCCCCACCCCCCAGCUGGAGAUGCUGCCAGGGGCUUCUGCAAGAAACAGAGGGGCUUCUGAAUGGCUGGUAUCUCUUGCCCCUCUGCGCCAAGACUCAAGUCCAGCACUUUCCCUCCUGAUCCUCCACACACACUGGACCAGGGGCCACACGCUGUUCCCAAGCAGUGGUGCUGGAGGAAUGCCCAGCAGAGGGGGGGGGAGAAGGAGGCAGCUGCCCCUGGCUAUCACUGCCACAAGAAUGUGAGAAGAGCCUGCUGGAUCAGGCCAGAGGUCCGCCUAGUUCAGCAUCCUCUUGGUUGGCCAGAUGCCCCCAAUGGGACCCCCCAAGUGUCACAGCGCUCUCCUCCUCCUCCUCUUUCUUUGCAAAUCAUCUUUAUUGGUUUCUUUUAAUUUAUAUUCAUAGAAUCACAUUUUAACAUAUCAGUUCUCCUACGGCUAAACAUGUAUUUCUAAAUAAGAAUAAAGAAAACAAAAAUAAAAAUUUGUGCUUAAUCGCUUGAUUCAUUCGUAUUCCUUUUAUACUUGACUUCCCUCCCCUUCUUACUUGGGUCCUCAGUUUUACUUCUUUGAAUGCUUCUUUUAACACAUCUGAGAGUUUGUUUUCCUGUUUUUCCACUAUAUUUUAGUAUUGCUUUUCUUACAGAAGUUAUUCUAAACCGGUCAAAAUUUCAAUUUCCCCAUAACGGUCUUUCAAAUAUUGUUUGAAUAUGUUACAAUCUUUUUCAAAAAAAUUCUUUCUCUUAUCUGCAAAGUCAGCUUGUCCAUCUCCGCGCUCUCCUCUUUCUGGAUUUCCGGCGACUGGCAUUUGGAAGGACUGCUGGCUCCCUCUGUGGAGACAGAGCAGAGCGACCCUGGCCUUACCCUCCUCCUCUGUGAAUUUGUCCAAUCCUCUUUGCCUCCUGUGGGGGAGAGUUCCACGGUUUAACUGUGCUCUCCUUGGAGCAGGGAGAGAAGGGGAGGUGCAGGCCUGGCCUCUUCCUCCUUGCACUGGCUGGGGAGGCCUGCUGAGAGGAGAGGGGUGGGUGGGGUCCUCUCCCCCCCGCCUGCUCCCUGCGCAUUAUUGCUCCCCCAUCAAUAAUUCACAGGCUGCUGCUGCUGUGGCUCCACCAAGACUCUCCGGCUGCAUCCAUUAGAGGAGAGAGGAGAGAUGUCAGGAACCCGAGAGCCGCAUCCUGGAGGUGCUGCAGCGGCUCCUGCGAAGCAGCUGACCUGGCGCUUCUCUCUCUCUCUGGCAAAACGAAAGGCUGCGGCUUCUGCUCUCCUCCCUUCCAGCCUCCACAUGUUGCCACGGGGGCCUCCUCUUCAUUUGCACCCCAGCCUUGGGAGGCUUCGCUGGAAGCAGAUGGGCUUGGAGCUUGGAGGGCCCGAUAAAAAGGCAGAGCUUCGAGAGGCCUUGAUGCAGGAGGAAGCGUGCUCUCAGGCGACGUAGGUGACUUUUGCACCCGCAGAAGAAGAUUGAAGAGCCUGCUGGAUCAGGCCAAUGGCGCAGCUUGUCCAGCAUCCUGUUCUUGCAGUGGCCGACCAGAAGGCUGGAGGUGGAGCCUGGUAGCCUUGCAGAGCCCUCUCCUCCUCCUCUGUGAAUUUGUCCAGUCCUCUUUUAAGCCAUUCCAACUGGUAUCCCCUGCGGGAGCAAGUGCCACAGUUUAAUUCUGUGCUGCAUGAAGAAGUCCCUCCUUUUAUUUGCCCUCCCACCUUCAGCUUCAUGGGAUGUCCAGGAGUUCUCCGUGUUUGGAGAGAGGGAGGACACUUCCCUUCCCCCACUCCUUGUGGAUGGUGUCCUGCUGGAGACUCGGCUCCUACCAAGCUGCCCUUCAGAGCUUUCUGGAAAAGUUUCUUCUUCCCCUCUCUCUCGCAACCACCCCCCAUGCCCUUGCAAAGAGAGGGAGCCCACCUUCAACCCCUGUGAGACUUGCCUUGGUCUCUGUUUCCUGGAUCUCCCCCUCCCAAUAUGAUUUAGAUUAGGCCUGUGGGAAGCUGCCUUAUCAGACCAGACCAGGCUCUGGGUCCAGCUCCCUGACACAGGCUCUUGGGGGGUGGAGUUGGAAGGGACCCCAAUGGUCAUCUCUUCCAAGCUCCUGCAGUGCAGGAAUCACAGCUACAGAAUUCUUUCCAUCACCUGUCCCCCUUUGGAUCCGCAAGCAAACCAUGCCUUCUGCCAUUGAGCUCUGGUCUCUUCCUCUGGGCUUCUCCCUUGGGAGAAUGGAGGCUGGGCUGGGCAGAGACCUUUCUUAGAGGGACAAACAAACACAGACAUAUCUUCUCAGUGAAGCCUGGGGUGAGCCUUAGAGGGAGAGGCCCUGUGCGUUGAUGGUGCGGCGUAAGAAGUGACGGCAGUGCUGGGGUUAAUCCAACGUGGAGCAAUUCAGGAGUUGAUGGAUGGCUUGCAACUUUUCUCGGAGCUUUCCAGGAAAGGUGGGGGUGGCAUCUCUGAGCCACUUUGCUUCCAAGCUUGCAUAGAACUUGUGUGCCUAUUGAUCUCUUCCAUCUUUGGUCUUGCUACUAAAGGAUUCUCAAGGCAGCUCAUGAUAAAUGCCCAUAAAAUAUUAACACUGGAUAAUUAAAACAAUACACAAGCAGCAGGAUAAAUAUACGUGGAGGUCCAGGGAGAGAGCCGCCCACCCCUCUUCUGAAACAAAGAUGUCUGUUCCGGAGGGAAGGAAUGAUCUGCUCUUUCUCCUCUCUCACUUACAACCGCCCCCCCCCCAAGAAGAGACUCUGAGCAGCGAUUCUCCUCAAGGUCUCCGCAGAGUAAAGGAGUCUGGCUUCACUGAGAUGCAGAGGGUGCUAAAAGAAACACUAAGGCUCUCUCCUCACUCCAGAUCCCAACGAUGGAAGACUCAGGGCAGGCCAGAGUCCUCUGUCAGGGAUGCUUGAGUUGUGAUUGAGGGAGGGGGUUGGACUAGAUGACACGUGGGAUACCUUCCAACUCUACAGUGUUGUGAUUCCCAUGGUGCAGGGUUAAACCCUGGAAUGUGCUCCCAGGUGUGGACAGAUUCAUGGAGGAAGAGGAGGAGGAGGAGGAGGAGGAGGAGGAGAGGGCUAACAGUGGUCACUAUCCAGGAUAGCUCUGCUCUGCAGUUGGAGACAAGUCAGUGGUUCUGCAUACAGUGGUACCUUGCUUCUCAAACUUAAUCUGUUCCGGAAGUCCGUUCCAAACCAAAGCGUUCCAAAACCAAGGUGCGCUUUCCCAUAGAAAGUAACACCAGACUUUUAAAAACAACCCCUAAAACAGCAAUUUAACAUGAAUUUUACUAUCUAACGAGACCAUUGAUCCAUAAAAUGAAAGCAAUAAACAAUGUACUGCAGUCACACAAUCAACCAGUCAGUAGCUGAACUGGGUUCCACACAGUCACAAGAACAAAAAAAAAAGAGGGGGCACAAAAAACAAAAACGCAAAAUAAAUAGCAAAAACAGACAGACCUCAGCGUAACACUCAAAAUGGAAGCGUAACAUUCAAAAUGGAGCACAUUCAGCUUCCAAAAAAAGUUUGCAAACUGAAACACUUACUUCUGGGUUUGCAGUUUUGGGGUUCCAAGUUGUUUGAGUACCAAGGCGUUUGAGAACCAAGGGACCACUGUACACGGGUUAGCGGAAACCACAGGAGAGGAGAGGGAGGCUCAUGGGCCCGGAUUCCGCUUGCAGGUUUCCCUUGGGGCAUCUGGGUGGCUACUGUGAGCCCAGGACCCUGGACUGGAUGGGCCCCCUUUGGCCUGAUCCAGCAGGCUCUUCUGGUGCCCUUAGGUUUAUUCUCAAAAUCCCUUUCCAUUUUAAUUAAGCCCCCCCCCCCCGAAGAUAGGCUAUUCUGUGGUCGCAGGCGGCUCACCCUGUCAGCCUCAUCUGCCUUUUCCUUUGCUCCCCGACUUGUGACUCUGGAAGGGCAGGCCAGGAGGGGAGCCUCCAAGCAAAUUGGCGCCUGCCAUCCGUUUGAGCUGUCUUGGCUGCAGCAACGAGAGCAACUGGCUGCUCAACAUUUUAAUUAAGCUUACAAGGUGAAAAUAAAAUGAAAAAGCUGAAAGGAGCAAGUAGCAUUGAGGAGUUGUACAGUUCAGUUCCCGUGUCUUAGCUGUGAGGGUGCGAAGGAGGGAGAGAGCCCAAUGAAGCUGAACGUUGGAAGAUUCAGGAGAGAGGAAGGGAAGUCCUUCUUCACAGAGUUCAACCGUGGAACUCCCUCCCACAGGAGCCAGGGGUGGCCACCAACCUGGGUGGCUUGAAAAGAACAUUGGGCAAAUUCAUGGAGGAGAAGGAGAGGGCUUUUGAUGGCCACCAGCCAGGAUGUUCUGCUUUGGCUCCACAACUGGAGGCAGCAAUGCUCUAAAUCCCAGUUGCUGGAAGCCACAGGAGGGGAGAGUUGCUCUUGUGUUCAAGUCCUGCUUGUGGCUUGAGGCAACUGGCUGGCCGCUGUAAGAACAGGAUGCUAGACUAAGUGAGCUGUGGGCCUGAUCCUGCAGGCACUUCUUAUCCCUGGCAAGAGAUUGGCCAGCCUCUUGUUCUUGGGGUCUUGUCCUUAUGGGGUCUUCGCUGCGAGAUCAUAUUCACCCGGUGCUAUACCAGCUGCACUGGCUCCCGGUGGAGUACAGGAUCAGGUUUAAGGUGCUGGUUUUAACCUUUAAAGCCCUAUACGGCCUAGGACCCUCGUACCUACGGGACCUCCGCUCCUGGUAUGCCCCACAGAGAAACUUACGGUCUUCAAAUAAAAACAUCUUGAAGGUCCCAGGCCACAGAGAAGUUAGGCUGGCCUCAACUAGAGCCAGGGCUUUUUCGGCUGUGGCUCCAAUCUGGUCCCAAGAGACUAGGGCCCUGUGGGACUUGACAUCUUUCCGCAGGGCCUGCAAGACAGAGCUGUUCCACCAGGCCUUUGGCCAGGGCACAGCCUGACUCCCUCCUUCAGCAGUCUUCCGGAGCUCUGGCCCAAUGGUUGCCAUUGGUUUGAUUUGAAUCAAUUUUAUAAUGAAUGAUUUUAGAGUGUUGUGUUGUGUUGUACUGUUGUACUGUUUUAUUGUUGUUAGCCGCCCUGAGCCCGGCUUCAGUUGGGGAGGGCAGGAUAUAAAUAAAAUUUAUUAUUAUUAUUGGGACAGGCUCUUCCAUAGCUGAGCAUCUCGUAUCGGGAGGAGUUGACAUUCGCUUCCCUGUUGCAAGACCCACCAGUUUGGGGUCAGGCCUGACCUUUGGAGCAAUGGAGAGCAGGAUCCUGCUCCCUCUUUAGCUCUUCCAGGGCAGCUGCCAGGUCCCCUUUUCACUUUCACCUGAAUCAUCACCAUUGUUUAUUUGUGAGCUGCCUUUCCAUAGCUAAAUCCUUUCAAAAUGGAGAGAUUCAAAACAAAUGAAUCAAAACAAACACAGCAAAAUUAAAACACUCCCCACGUGAGUCGUAAAAGGAUUGAAAAAUACAGAUGCAAAAAAUAAUAAUACCAAUAGCAGUGAAAUUAGCAUCUCCAGAGUUCAGUCUUGACCCCAAGAAAACACCCUAAACAACACCCCACCCCGAGAGUCUGCAGGCGUCCUGAGAAGAAGGUCUUUCAGGGCUCACAAGUAAGAGGGCCUCUGUGGAAGCCUCAGCUCCUGUAGCUGGAAUCAGUCCGUCUGUCGGUCCAGCCACCAUCUGUCAGGGCCCAGAGCCCUCCCUUGCCAGGUGUCUCAAGAGGCUCGCAAGGCAGGGAGCCAAGAAUCUUCUCCACUCUGGACCUCCCCAGCUCCUCCAGCCUCCGUCCUGGUCUGCCUGCUCCUUAUAAUGUGGAUUUCCGUGUGUCUCGGACUCCAAACCAGCCUGGUCAGCGUAGAAGACUGUGUGUGUCUGUCUGCUGGAGACUCUGUUCCCACCCAAGCAGCCUUGGGUUGCCUUUGUCCUUUCAGCCACCUCCUGGUGACCUGCUCAGGUCAAAGACCCUCCUGGCACCUCCUGCUUGCUGAGCUUGCAGCUUCUGCUUCCAGCAAUGGGGCCUUUGGCUCUUGGGACCGAGGUCCAGGGUUUAUUUUAAAGGGAGGAUGUCAUCUCCCUAGUGCUGGCCCAGCCUUCCAGCCUGUCAACAUCAUUUUCCAUCUCUGUCAAAUCUGUAAGCGUUUCUGACUUUUUCCUGUCAUCCGUUAACAUUUUGCCGUUUCCCCCUAAGCGUCAAACUUCACCUUCCAUUGACAUCCUCCUCCUUACUCCACACAGAGCUGGGGAAACCCAUUUCUAUUGUUUUCUACGCCCCUUGCCAAUCUCAGCUCCUUCUGGGAAGACAGGGCUGCUGCUGCUGCUACUGCUCUUACACUCGGGCCCUCCUUGCUUUUGGGUUCUCCGUGGGGGCUUCUGGUAGGUCUCUGUGAGAGCCUCAGGCUGGACAUUGUAGUCUGCUAUUCUAGGCUGCAUCAGCAGGAGGUUGGAAUAGAUAACCCUCAGGCUUCCUUCAAACAAUACAAUUCUAUGAUUCUAGUGUCCCAAUCAACAGAAGCAAUAGUACCGCUCUAUUCUGCCCUGGUCAGGCCACACCUGGAAUACUGUGUCCAGUUCUGGGCACCAGAAUCUAAGAAGGAUGUUGACAAGCUGCAAGGUGUGCAGAGGAGGGCGACCAAGAAGAUCAAGGGUCUGGAAACCAAGCCUGAUGAGGAACGGUUGAAGGAGCUGGGUAUGUUUUGCCUGGAAAAGAGGAGACUGAGAGGAGAUAGGAGAGCCAUCUUCAAAUAUCUCCUGCUCUGGAGGGUAGGACUCGAGGCAAUGGAUUUAAGUUCCAAGAACAGAGAUUCUGACUAAAGAUCAGGAAGAACCUUCUGACAGCAGGAGCUGUUCCAUAGUGGAACGGUUUCCCUCGGGAGGUUGUGGACUCCUUCCUUGGAGGUUUCUAAGCAGAGGCUGGAUGGUCACCUGUCAGGGAUGCUUUUGCUGCCUUGCAGGGGGUUGGACUGGAUGACCCUUAGUGUCCCUUCCAACUCUAUGGUCUAUGAUUCUGCGCCUGACCCUUCACCCGCCACUUCCUCCGUGGAUGCAAGUGCAGGAUAGCAGAGUUCCAGGUGUUCAUUCUUUCCUCCUCGGCUUGAGAGAUGAGGUUGUCAGCAAGGCAUGGAUUUAUGGGGUGAUCUGCUCCCGGCAGAGUUAGAUUUCCAGCAGAUGCCAGGAUAGCUGAAAGCCCCCAUCACUACAGUUCUUAUCUGCAAAAGUUCAGUCAUCUGUUUCAGGAGAGUUCCUCCUCGUCUUCUGGCUGGCUGACAGGAGAUGCCUGUCCGCUCUGCUGUCCUCAGAUGUCUCGAAUUCCCCUAACUAACGUGUUCUAAUUGUUAUUUUAAGAAUUCCCCUCCUCCCUUUUGUACACUGCUUUGACCUUUCUAAUACGAAGCAAUUAAUGAGUUGUGCAAAUAAACGAAUCAAGCAACUAAACCUUUAGGUUUCAAUUAGAAAUGCAAACAAUCUUGCAAAGGAGUUGAGCUGCUAGCAUGAAGCAGGAACCUCAUCAAAGGGGAGAAACAGGCAACAGGUUUUUCUUGGUUACAGUGGUACCUUGGUUCUCAAACUUAAUCCGUUCCACAAGUCUGUUCCAAAACCAAAGCGUUCCAAAACCGAGGCCCGUUUUCCCAUAUAAAGUAAUGCAAAACAGAUUAAUCCGUUCCAGACUUUUAGAAACAACCACUAAAACAGCAAUUUAACAUGAAUUUUACUACCUAAAGAGACCAUUGAUCCAUAAAUAAAAGCAAUAAUCAAUGUACUGUACUAUAAAAUAAAUAAGACAGUAUUGUAGACGAUGAAAAUUAAAUUAUUAUUAUUUUCUUCCUUGCUCUGAUGCUAGUCAUUGUUUGGAGGGGGGACUUUUAUCCAUUUCCGCAGUCACACAAUCUGUCAAUCAGCUGAACUGGGUUCCACACCGUCACAAAAACAAAUUAACCGAAAAAGCCUCAAAAACAAAAACGCAAAAUAAAUAGAAAAACCAAAAGCGCCAAAUACAGUGGUACCUUGGUUCUCGAACGCAAUCCGUUCUGGAAGUCCGUUUGACUUCCGAAAUGUUCGAAAACCAAGGGGCAGCUUUUGAUUGGUGCAGGUGCCCAAUAGCCAUCAGAUGUUUGGCUUCUGAAAAAGGUUUGGAAACCAGAACACUUCCUUCCGGGUUUUUGGUGCUUGGGAACCAAGGUACCCACUGGGUGGAGGGGGGACUCUCUCCCGUCUGCUGCUGGGAGGAAGAGCAAGUGCUCCUGUCUGGAAUCUGUUUGCAAGGAGUUGUGUAGGGAACAGGAAAAGGAUAGUUAGCUGGACUUUAUUUCCAUGCCGCCUUCUGGCCAGAAAGGACUCCCAAGGCAGCUCUCAAGGAGCAGAAGAUAAAUAAAACGGAAGCAGUAAAAUGCAGCUUAUAGAAAUCUGGGGUAAAAUCCGAACAUCUCUUCCCCCCCCCCCCCCCGGGCAAAAUAAGGUCACUCUUCCCAAAUGCACACAAUACUCUUCCUGAGGACAAAAGCAUUUAUGAAUGUAAGAAGAGUUUCCUGGAUCCGGCCAGUGCCCAUCUAGUCCAGCCUCCUGUUUCUGUGUCUGGAGCCUCGCUGCCAAUGGCUCGCCUUCCCCAGGGUCAGAGAAAUUGGGGGCCUUUUCCUCAAGGAUGCGCUUCAACGUCACCCUUGGAAGUCCGAAUUAAUGCAAAAGAAUAUUCUCCGCGGAAAGGCGUAAAUGGUUUUAUUCCAAAAAUUUAUGGUGCCUUCCCAGAACGACCUGCCUCCCUCAAUGUUCAGGGCUGCUGGGGAAAGGGAACAAGUUUAAUUGGUACAUUUAUAGUCCUGGACUGCCUGGCUCUCCGCGAAGGAGCCCAGCCACUUUCUUUCCAACGCAACGUAUAAAUUGGAGCAAUAUUGGAUUCUGCAGAGAAGAGAUUACCCUCUCAGCUGCCUAUAAAAAUGAAUUUGUUUCUGUAAGCUUUUUCCCUUUGUCCAGUGGACACAAGAGUCUCCUGGGCGUCUGUGAUGGAGGCAGCAAAAGACCCAUCAGUGGCAUUGCUCGGCCUCUGGGCUCCUGACACCCUCUGGAUGUGGGGCAGGGGCAGACUGUCCCCCAUCAGGGCAGGCCGUGGGGGUCCUUGUCUGGGGGCUGGGAGGCCGAGCCCUCUGGACAUGAAGGGAGUUGGCAGAGGUUGCACGCUGACAUUUCCUAAACCACAGAGAGCAUUUUAAUAUGUUUUAUAUCCUGCCUUUUCAACAAAACAGUUUGCAAGGCGGCUAAUGUUAAGUGCACAGAACCAUGCGGGAUGGAAAUAAUUAAACGGAGGCAGAAGAAAAUCAGCAGCAAAGUAAUCUUCAGCCGUCAUAAAGAAAAAAAGCACAAUCUCCUUCCAAUAAAAUAGUUUUAACUUGGAAGGAAAGCGAAGUUGGAGCCAAGGAAAUUUAUCUGGGGGGAAGGGCGAUUGCACGGCUUGGAUCUUCAUCUUGCCUGUGGUUUUAGACAUGUGCUCCUAGGAUUGCAGAAUUGGGAGGGACCCCAACGGUCAUCUAGUCCAACCCCCUGGAAGGCGGGGGUCAAAGCUGUUUCACCUCUGCGGAUGGUUGAGGGGGAGCCAGGAGCUGCCGGGAGACACGAGUUUGGGAUGAUGGCAAAAACAUUGCAGGGGGUCAUCUCAAUGGUCCUGAGGGUCCCUUCUAAAUCUUCAAUUCUAUGAUUCUAUGAAAAAAAAAAAGGACUGAACUCCAGAGGGGCCUCUCCAAAAUUGAGGAAUGGGCAAUAAACCAGCAAAUAAACCAGCAAAAAUGGAAGGGUUGCUGAACACAAAUCCGGACACAGAAGUUGAACUUUUUUGGGGGGAGGCAAAGUUAUUGAGCUAUUUUUAAGGAAAUUUGCCAAAAAAUUCAACCCUUCUGGCAUGGGUUGCCAUAUGUCUGGGUCUAUAAGGACAUUUUUACCGAUUUUUUGAAAUUUCACCCGGACGUUAUUUCCAAUGGACAAUAAACACUGGAAAUUUUGCUGAUUCAGUGUUGAUUCCCACCAGGAUCUGUUACAUUGUGUUAGUACGCAUGUUGGGAAUCCGUGUUACCUGCAGACAUUUGCACAAUGUAACAACUUAUGUUCUAGCUUUGAGCUGUAUCUUUUUGAUUCACAUAUUACAUGGGUCGGCAAACUAAGGCCUGGGGGCCUGAUCUGGCCCAAUCACCUUCUAAAUCCAGCCCACGGAUGGUCUGGGAAUCAGCAUGUUUUUACAUGAGUAGAAUGUGUCCUUUUAUUUAAAAUGCAUCUCUGGGUUAUUUGUGGGGCAUAGGAAUUUGUUCAUUUUUCUUCUUCAAAAUAUAGUCUGGUCCCCCACAAAGUCUGAGGGACAGUGGACCAGCCUCCUGCUGAAAAAGGUUGCUGACGCCUGAAUUAGCUGUAUUCCUGCCCCAAAUUGGGCGGAGGCAACUUGGAAGAUCACCAGUUUCAUAAAGCAACAGGUUACCAUAACUUUUCUAUUAGAAGCGCACUCAAGGAUUUCCAGGGGUACACAUGACCACAUUAAUGGUGGCCCUUUGGGCCACUGCCAUAAUAUUUCUUCAGCUGCCACUGGUGCCUGCCUCCUAGUUUCCUGCCAAACUCCUGCAACUUUCCUGCUGCAAAUGCUCCACUUCUUUUGGUCUUGUUGGUCGUCCUGCUUUUAAUGUGCUUCAGCACAAGAUCACCUUUGCAAAACACACAGGUUCUUUGUGAUGGAGCCACCCCCAAUUUCCCAUUGCUGGAAACCUCGGGAGGGGAGAGGGCUCUUGUGGUAGACCUCUGUGAGAACAGGCUGCUGGGCUGGAUGGGCCCCUUUGGCCUGAUCCUGCAGAGCUGUGCUUGCCUUCUUCGGUUCUGCAGAUGCCCUAAUGCCUGCAUUCCUGUUGUGCCUGGAUUUAAGCAGUGGUCUAGAACAGCAAUCACAGCCAGAACAUAAAAGCGUCAAAUUCUAUGAUUCUAUGGGGGGGGAAGGACAUUAUGGUGGCCUGGCUGGUGUCAUAAUGCAACUAACUUUUGCCGCAGGGGAAGGUGGGAUUUGUGGAUGGGACACAGACAAUGGGAUGGGCAGAGUUAUAUGAAGAUGAUAGUUGAUUGAUUGAUUUAUACUUGGCCCAUCCGGCUGGGCCUCCUCAGCCACUCUGGGCGGCUCCCAACAAAAUAGUAAAAAUACAAUAAAACAUCAAAGAAUCAUAGCAUUGUAGAGUUGGAAGGGACCUUGAAGGUCCUCUAGUCCAACCCCUGCAAUGCUGGCAUCUCAGCUAAAGCAUCCCUGACAGAUGUCCCUCCAACCUUGGGGUGAAGUGGAGCUGCAAUAAUGCAAGAGGGCACCUGGAAAACUUUGUUCAGCCUGGACUGGCAGGACCUCUCCGGGGGUUCAGGUGGGAGUCUUGGCUGGAGAUGCUGUGUGGGGGGGGGGUGAAGCUGGGACCUUUUGCGCAGGGAAGGGGGAGCCAGCUUGUUUUCUGCUGCUCCACACGGGAGGACACAUUGGAUUUCAGUGGCAAGAAAGGAGAUUCUAGUGGGGGUUGCCAUGUGUCCUCUUUUUCCAGGAUAUGUCCCCCUUUUCAGGAGUAAAAUCUCUGCCUGGGUGGAUUUUUAAAAUUUACCAAAAUGUCUCUGGCUAUACUUUCUGGAGGAGAUGUAGACACAACUGGUGGCUGAAGACUUGCUUUCCUCUUCCCUUCCCCUGCCCCCUCAGCAAUAUUUCACAGCUUCUAUAGCCUACAUAUAAAAGGAGAGUUGUCAUAGCGUCCUCUUUUUUGCUCUUCAAAAUGUGGCAACCCAAGUUCUGAUCUUAUUUCUUGAAAGUUUUAAAGAGGUGUUUUUUUAAAAAACCUGAUAAUGUUAUUGUCGUAUUCAGCUUGUAAACCAGUAUGAGGUCUUUGUAGUUUUGGGGGGGGGUUUUGCAAUCAAGUGGUGUAUACAUUUUAUGAAAUAAUAAAUACACAAAUAGCUGUUCCAUAGUGGAAGAGACCACCUUGGACUCUCCUUUGCCGGAGGUUUUUAUGCAGCGGUCAGACGACCCCCUGAUACGGAUUCUUUAGCUGUGUUCAGGGGGGAGGUCCAGAUGGCCCUCGGGGUUCACUUCCAACAAUUCCACGCCUCUACGAAACAAAUUGCACCGGUGGGGCUGUGUGUGGGACUCGAACCCGGUGCUCCCCAUGUAACCCCUCUCCUCUCUCUCUCUCUCUCUCUCAGCAUCCUGACCCCGCUCUACAAUGGAAAAACUGCUUCUGUAUCUGCUCUUCAUUGGCAUAGCGGCGAAGGCUCAGAUCUGUCCCAAGCGCUGCGUCUGCCAGAUCUUGUCCCCCAACCUCGCCACCCUUUGCGCCAAGAAGGGCCUCCUCUUUGUGCCCCCCAACAUCGACCGGAGGACCGUGGAGCUGCGGCUGGCCGACAACUUUGUCACCAGCAUCAAGCGCAAGGAUUUUGCCAACAUGACCAGCCUGGUGGACCUGACCCUCUCGCGGAACACCAUCAGCUUCGUCACCCCGCACGCCUUCGCUGACCUGCGCAACCUGAGGGCCCUGCACCUGAACAGCAACCGGCUGACCAAGAUCACCCACGACAUGCUGAGCGGGCUUCUCAACCUGCACCACCUGAUCCUCAACAACAACCAGCUGACGCUGAUCUCCGCCACGGCCUUCGACGACGUCCUGGCGCUCGAGGAGCUGGACCUUUCCUACAACAACCUGGAGACCAUCCCCUGGGACGCCGUGGAGAAGAUGGUCAGCUUGCACACCCUCAGCCUGGACCACAACAUGAUCGACAGCAUCCCCAAGGGGACCUUCUCCCACCUCCACAAGAUGACCCGCCUGGAUGUCACCUCCAACAAGCUGCACAAGCUGCCCCCCGACCCCCUCUUCCAGAGGGCCCAGGUCUUGGCCACCUCAGGGAUCAUCAGCCCCUCCACCUUCGCCCUCAGCUUUGGCGGGAACCCCUUGCACUGCAACUGCGAGCUGCUAUGGCUGCGGCGCCUCUCCAGGGAGGACGACCUGGAGACCUGCGCCUCCCCGCCACUCCUCUCGGGCCGCUAUUUCUGGUCGGUCCCCGAGGAGGAGUUUCUGUGCGAGCCGCCGCUCAUCACGAGGCACACCCACGAGCUGAGGGUGCUGGAGGGGCAGAGGGCCAUCCUGAGGUGCAAGGCCCGCGGGGACCCCGAGCCGGCCAUCCACUGGAUCUCACCCGAGGGCAAGCUGAUCUCCAACGCCACGCGCUCGCUGGUCUACGACAACGGGACCCUCGACAUCCACAUCACCACCAUGAAGGACACGGGCUCCUUCACCUGCAUCGCCUCCAACCCUGCCGGGGAGGCCACGCAGUCGGUGGACCUGCACAUCAUCAAGCUGCCCCACAUCAUCAACAGCACCAACCACAUCCACGAGCCGGACCCCGGGUCCUCGGACAUCUCCACCUCCACCAAGUCCGGCUCCAACGCCAGCAGCAGCAGCAGCAGCAGCAACGGGGAGGCCAAGGUCAGCCCCGACAAGAAGGUGGUGGUGGCCGAGGCCACGUCCUCCACCGCCCUCCUCAAGUUCAACUUCCAAAGGAAUAUCCCCGGAAUACGCAUGUUCCAAAUCCAGUACAAUGGGACGUAUGACGACUCGCUUGUUUACAGGUAAGGAGCCCCAGACAAGUUUGGCCCGUCACCUGCUCCCUUCGCUGGGGGAAGGCUUUUCCUUUUGCCUCUUCUUGGCUCUUGGGGGGUCAGGUGGGCUCAGCAGGAGAUGUGGAGAAACCCUCUUCAUUCAGGUCUUGCCAGCGCCAAAUUCAGGACAGUGUGGGACUGGACGAAGGAGGAAUGAUGGAGACCGACUCGCCCUCCUGAGUCUUCCAGGUAAGAGGAAGACAGUAUAGAUUUACAGCGGUAGUUUGAGGAAGAUCAUGGCUCAGAGGGAGACAAAAAGCAAAGUUAGGAAAUAAUGGGAGAGGAAGUGGGGGGGGAAGCAGAUCCGGAGCAGCUGGAUGACUCAUUAUCACUAGACAGCAUUCCAGGCCCCCCUUUUCCCAGAACCCGGCGGGCAGUGAAAGUAGGAGAGCAAAGGCUUGUAACCAAAUGGCCUUAAGCAGCAACUGUAAGGUGGGUGGUGCUGUUGGCGAUUGAGGAGAGAAGGGGGGGUGGAGAUUGCUCAGAGCAACGCCAUUGCUCCAAGAGGUAUCAUUUCUAAGCCUCCCUCUGUGAAUAUUGAAUAAAAGCCAUUGGUAAGAGCUUCCUUGUCUUAUCUAUUCCUGCCAGCCUGCCGUCGGGGAUCAGAUUCCUUGACGCCUGGCAGCAGGUGGCUUCCCUGAACAGGGUGCUGAGCCAAGGGGGCACAAAAUCCAGAAGAUCCAAAACUGAGAUGAUCCAUUGGUGGAGGGGGCAAAUUUUGGCCUCACACAGAGAGCCAUAUUACAAAAGAUUACCAAAGUCCAGCGGCAUAGCUAGCUGCUUGGGGGCCCCUGUGCCCAGGGUGGGGUGGGGUAAGCCAGGGCAGGGCGCGCUGCGUGGAGCCUCCCUGGAGUCUGCCCCCCGUCUCCCCCUCAGCUGUAGGGUGGCUGAGGGGGAGGUGGUGGGCAGACACAAGCCCCACGGUGCCGUUUUGGGCAGCGCGGAGCCUGCAGGCACCCGAGCCCUUUGUCGCCCCCAGGAGAGAUGCGUGACCCAGAACAUCUCCCCCCCGCUACACCUCUGCCCAAGUCCCCCCCCCCCCCCGGUCUUGCAAGACGUCUCCCCGCAGGCAUUUGGGAACAGACUGCUUUUAACAAAAAGGCUGGCGCUGUGCCAGUUUAAUUGUAAUUACUGGUGUGGCUUCCAUCGUUGUUAUCUAUGCGCUUAGUUUUAACACUGGCAGUGUUUAAUUGUUUUUUAAGGAUUGCUUUCCACCUCGCGCUUUUAGAAGUCUUUAUUUUUAUCUGUAUGCCACCUGACAACAAUCGAAUGCAGAGCCCUGGAAGUGCAAGUAUACAAAACGCAGUUUAUGGAAGUCAAUCAAAAAAUGACAGAAUUCAGCAAUUUGGGCAAAUGGAGAAUAAAGGCAAUAUUACCAUUCCGAAAAAGCAAUCUGGGCUUAGGUACAUGGAGACACAGCAAGACAUGAGUUAACCAACAGUCAUGUUUCUGGCCCUGAUUUAGCUGCCCUCCAAGGAGCCUGGCUUCAAGGCAAGGGAGAGGUAGCUGGUCUGCAGCUGGCUCCCAUAGCCUUACUCCCGAGGAGGCUGGCAGCAGCAAAGGGCAAAUGUCCAGAAGGGCAAGGAAGGCAAGUCUCUCUCCCAGCCUCCUAAUAUAUAAAAUAAUAAUAAUAAAUUGCCCAGUAGCACCUUAGAGACCAACUAAGUUUGUUCUGGGUAUAAGCUUUCGUGUGCAUGCACACUUCUUCAGAUACACAGAAACAGAAGUCACCAGAUCCUUCUAUAUAGUGGGAGGGUGGGGUGGGGUUUUUCUCAGGAGGGGAACAGGAGAUGGGUGAUUGACUCAGUGGGUAUGGUAAACCUGUGACUGUUAAUGACUGCGAUUAGUCCUACAGGAAAAAGCAAGGGAUAGUAUGUAGAUGAUUAGCAUAUAUAAUGAGACAGGAAUCCAAUAUCUCUAUUAAGACCAGAUCUCUCCAUAGUUUUCAGUUUAGUGAUAAGUUGUAAUUCAGCAACUUCUCUUUCAAGUCUAUUUCUGAAAUCCUUCUGUAAUAAGACAGCUGCUUGGAGAUCCUGUAUUGAAUGGCCUGGGAGACUGAAGUAUUCUCCUUCUGGCUUCUCUGUCUUGUGAUUCCUGAUGUCAGAUUUAUGUCCCUUUAUCCUUUGGCGUAGGGUUUGGCCUGUUUGUCCAAUAUAGAGAACUGAGGGGCACUGUUGGCAUUUGAUGGCAUACACAAUGUUAGAAGAUGAGCAAUUAAAUUGGCCUGAGAUGGUAUGUUGGAUGUUGUUGGGGCCAGUGAUGGUGUUGUCUGGGUGUCUGUGGCAGCAAAGUUGGCAUCUGGGUUUAUCGCAGGCUCUGGUACCAGUGUCCAUGUUAAGUCUGGUUGCUGUAUUAUUGUGGGAGAGGAGUUGUUUAAGACUGGGUGGCUGUCUGUAGGCGAUGAAAGGUCUUCCUCCCAGAGCUUGAGAAAGAGAACUGUCAUUGUCUAGGAGAGGUUGUAGAUCUCAGAGGAUGCGUUGAAGUGUUUUAACUUGGGAGCUGUAUGUGAUUACUAGUGGUGUUCUGUUAUUUUCUCUUUUGGAUCUGCCUUGCAGCAAGUUCUCUCUGGGGAUCAGUCUGGGGAUCAGCCUCCUGGAAGUCUCCACUGCAAGUCUCGUUGCAUUUCAGGGAGUUUUGUGGGGGGUUAGGAAAGUGAGGUGAAAGAGUAGCCAAAUAUGCACACCUGAAAUAUGUUCAGUGUUCUCAGCCCAGUCCUCUGGGACUCUCUGCCACUGGAGACUCAGCAGGGACCUUCUGUGCCAGCUUCUAAAAGCCUGCUGAAAACCUUCCUAUUCUAUUCCUCUCGGCCUCUGCAGGCCAUUAAAACUGCAACCUUCCACAACAUUUUGUUGAUGUCUGACUUUUUGUUUUAUUUUGUUGUGGUUUUUAUGGGAUGGUUUUAUGGUUUUAUUGGUGUAAACCACUUUGAUAUUUUGUAUGGCACAGCAGUACAAAUAUUCUUCAUAAAUAAGAUGUCUGAUGGUGGGAAAUGUAGUUCAUUUCAAUUUUUAUUUGGAUACUGCCUUUCUGUAUCUCUGCACACGAGAUGCUUGCAAGCAGCAAAGAAAAAAACAUAAGCAGCAAAGAUCAGACAUCUCAAAGCAAUCUGAUCCAAUGCAGAUAAGAAUAUGACCUUCACAUAAACAACUUAUAUCAAAUAAAGAAAUAGCAAAUAAUGCAUUUAGAAUGUAAUAGCAGCUAAUACAGUGGUACCUCAGGUUACAUACGCUUCAGGUUACAGACUCCGCUAACCCUGAAAUAGUACCUCGGGUUAAGAACUUUGCUUCAGGAUGAGAACAGAAAUUAUGCUCCGGUGGCAGCAGGAGGCCCCAUUAGCUAAAGUGGUGCUUCAGGUUAAGAACAGUUUCAGGUUAAGAACGGACCUCCAGAACGAAUUAAGUACAUAACCAGAGGUACCACUGUAAUGAAAUAGAAAUUCACCCUCAACAAUUGCAAUAAAUCAUUACUAUAUUAUAAUCAAUAAAAAUAACAGUGAGUCAGAAUGUAUAAAAUGCCACAAUACACAAAAGAUGUAAAAGGACUGAAUUGAUCAACAAAGUCAAAUAACUAAUUUUUAAUUUUUUAAAAAAAACCCAUCAACAUCUGGCAUGCCAGAUUUCCCCAGACCUGCUUGAAAUGUGUUGCAACCAAAGUGUGGCCUCAAAGAGGGGACUGGCUCUUUGUACUUUGCCUUGAGUCCCAUCAGGGGAAAAGGCUGAGUCUGAAUAAAUAUGUAAUGUACAAAAACAGAGAGGUGAGGGUUGAGGGAGUCAGAUAAACUUCUAGAUUUGGUUUGAAUUAAUUGUGCAGAAGUCCCUUUGCCACAAUGAGCCUGUGGCCAAAGCAGCUGGCGAUCACCGUUCAAAACAUCUUAUAGGAAGUGCAGAGCAGGUCAGUAAAUUCAGGAAUGACAGAAAUCACGAGCUCUCCCAGGGUUAGAUUCCGACGAAACAUUAGGUAGACCUUUCCGACAUUGAGAGCCAGGGCCAGAUGGAGGUUUGAUGAGGCCCUCAGCUCCUGAAGGUAAUGGGGCCCUUGAUAGUCUGUGGUAGAUCACUGGUAGUUCACUGGCUCCCUGCAAAGAAGCUCACCAACCUAAAAAACAGGGCUUUCCUCCUCCCUAAAAAAGCUCAACAAUUUUGACCUGAACCCCAAAAAAGGGGGUAGAUCACUGCCAGUUUUUAAGGGGGUAGAUCACUGCCAGUGAGUAGAUCGCAGCCUCUUGGGGGUUGGCCACCCCUGCUAUAUGGUAAUUGAUGGAACUAAUAGGUAUCUAAAACCAUUUGCACAUGCAGAAUGUAGGCACCCUCUAUAUAGAAAGGAGCAAACCAGUGAUAUUUGAGGGAGCAGGCUAGCAGGCGGGGUCCAUGACUUACAUCAUAGGAGCCUCCACAACACAAAACACUGUUGCUGUAGGUAGGUUUUAUUUUAGUUGUUUUUUAUCUUGGGUUACCUUGGGUGACAGAUGCUUCAGGUUACAGACUCCGCUAACCCAGAAAUAAUACCUCGGGUUAAGAACUUUGCUUCAGCUAAUUAGCUAAAGUGCUGCUUCAGGUUAAGAAAAGUUUCAGGUUAAGAACGGACCUCCAGACCGAAUUAAGUUCUUAACCGGAGGUACCACUGUAUUUUGGAAAUGUACAUCCAGGUUUUUUUCCUUAAGUUUUUUGGGGCCCCCAAGAGAGUGGGGCCCUAAACUAGAGCUUGUUUAGCUUAUAUGUAAAUCUGGCACUGGUGAGAGCUGUUUGAUGGCGGGACGGAUUCCCUUGGGAGGUGGUGGACUCUCUUUCCUUGGAGGUUUUCAAACAUCGGUUGGGCAGCCGCCCAUCAGGGACCCUUGAGCUGUGAUUCCUGCAUUGCAGGGGGCUGGACUAGAGGACCCUUGGGGUUCCCUUCCAGCUCUGCAGCUCUUUGAUUCUCCACAAGCAGCAACCAGCCUCCAGGCAGGAGAAAAGCCAAGGCCUUUUGCAGCCAUCAGGUUUGAUUUGCGCUUUAUUUUUGGCUCAUCCCUGCUGACCUUUAAUCCUUCAAGGUAAUCUGAUUAGCGCAAGGAUUGGAAAGUUAGCCCUGCUCAGGAGACACUAACACCCUCUGUUUGGGGGAGGGAACGACAGGGGAAAAGGAUAUCCAUGAAUUAUUUUUUAUUUAUAUAUACCCACGGAUGAAUGAUGGAAGAGCGUGUGGACAAGGUCUUGGAUUUGCUAAGUGGAUUUGCUUUGAAGCCUCCUAAUGGAGCAGUCACACCUUUCCAAACCCAUUUGUCAUAAAUUAUUCCCUUUUUCUCCCCCACUUUUCAAAGCCACGUCCUUGGGGAGGGAGCAGGAUCCUGCAGAUCAAAGCCACCCAGAAGCCCCCAGACUCGCCCAGGAUGCCGGCAGGUUUCCUUGCGGUUACUGCAUCGGGCGAGAGAGCGUUUGCCAGGGACUCCCCUUGGGGGCUGUGGGGAGGUCUGUGUGUGUCUGUGGUUGUGGGGAUGCUCACAGGGACUAGAAGCCUGAGGAGGAGAGGAUGCAGAAGGACGGAGCCUGUCCCAAGAGAGGAUGCUCAGGCAGGGCAGUCCUGAGUCUUUGGAGACGUCUCAGGUUGUGUCCUGAAUGGGGUAACUGUGCCCCUGAAGGACUAGGUGUGCAGCCUGGGAGUCAUUUUGGACUCACAGCUGUCCAUGGAGGAACAGGUCAAUUCUGUGUCCAGGGCAGCUGUCUCCCAGCUCCACCUGGUACGCAGGCUGAGACCCUACCUGCCCGCGGACUGUCUGGCCAGAGUGGUGCAUGCUCUAGUUAUCUCCCACUUGGACUACUGCAACACGCUCUACGUGGGGCUACCUUUGAAGGUGACCCAGAAACUGCAAUUAAUCCAGAAUAUGGCAGCUAGACUGGUGACUGGGAGUGGUCGCCGGGACCACAUAACACCGGUCCUGAGAGAUCUGCAUUGGCUCCCAGUAUGUUUCCAAGCACAAUUCAAAGUGUUGGUGCUGACCUUUAAAGCCCUAAACGGCCUCGAUCCAGUAUACCUGAAGGAGCGUCUCCACAUCCAUCGUUCUGCCCGGACACUGAGGUCCAGCUCUGAGGGUCUUCUGGCGGUUCCCUCAUUGUGAGAAGCAAAGCUACAGAGAACAGGGCAGAGGGCCUUUUCGGUGGUGGCACCCUCCCUGUGGAAUGCCCUCCCUUCAGAUGUGAAGGAAAUAAGCAGCUAUCCUAUCUUUAAAAGACAUCUGAAGGCAGCCCUGUUCAGGGAAGUUUUUAAUAUUUAAUGUUGUACUGUUUUUAACAUUUGAUUGGGAGCCGCCCAAAGUGGCCGGGGAAACUCAGCCAGAUGGGCGGGGUAUGAAUAAUAAAUGAUGAUGAUGAUGAUGAUGAUGAUGAUGAUGAUGAUGAUGGUGUCUGGGCCCCUUGGACUCCUUGCCCCCGAGUCCGGGCCAAUUGAGGCCACUUGCAGUGGGCAGCUGGCUGGCUCGCCUCUCCCCUUUGCUUUCUCGUUUCCCCUAUAUUUACAACUCCCCCUAUUUUCGUGACUGUUGUUUAUGACGUUGCUUUCCUGCUGCCGUCUUCCCUGGGACCUUCGGAUGAAGGGAGCGUCAUAAAUAAAAUUAUUUGCUUCUUCCUCCAGCCUUAGGCAGCCAGCAAGGGGCCUCGAUACAAAGACAGACCUGCUGGUCUAGCUAGAUCUGUAUCGCCUGCAGAGACCGGGACACACUUUCCAGGGGUUCGGGCAGGGAGAUGCUCUAAGCCAGGCACCCCCAAACUCGGCCCUCUAGAUGUUUUGGGACUACAACUCCCAUCAUCCCUAGCUAGCAGGACCAGUGGUGACUCCUGCUGCUGCCAUGCCGCCGAAGCACGAUUUCUGUUCUCAUCCUGAAGCAAAGUUCUCAACCCGAGGUAAUAUUUCUGGAUUAGCGGAGUUUGUAACCUGAAGUGUCUAUAACCUGAGGUACCACUGUAUCUGACUUUUAAAAGAUAUCUGAAGGCAGCCCUGUUUAGGGAAGUUUCUAAUGUUUGAAGUUUUAUUCUGUUUUUAAUGUUCUGUUGAAAGCCGCUCAGACUGGCUGGGGAAACCCAGCCAGAAGGGUGGGGUAUAAAUAAAUUAUUAUUAUUAUUAUUAUUAUGUGCCCCACCCUCACCUCAUGAGGCUUCGCUCCAGGCCUCCCAACCUGUUCCAGGGGGAGGCAGAAUGUGGCUUCAUCUUUUGCUAGGGACAAGCAUCACGGAGCCUCCAAGCUGGAUAACAACAGUGGUUCCCAAAGUGGGUGGGGAAAGGGAUUCCCUAGGGGGAUGCCAAGAGGUGAGGGGGCACCGGGGGACACGCUGGAGGUGUCUGUCAGCACCAGAUGCAGUUCAUCUGCUUUGUAGACUUCAUUGAAGUGAGUAGUAUUAAUUGGGGUUUGAACAAAAGUGCAGUUAUUUGGUUGCUGAUUUGAAUUGCCGUACCAUCUUCCUUAGUGAGUCCUGCAAACUGCUCUUCUGGAUAAUGGUUUUUAUAAGGAAGGGGGAACUGGGGAUGAAUAUAUGGAACGGGGGGGGGGGGGGGGAUGGCCCCCAAACAUUUGGGAACCUCUGGUUUACAGUGUAACUUUAAACACUGAGAACGUUGGCCUUGUCUUAUGAGGCUCUGCCUGUAGCCUACCCUCCAAGUCUCCCAAUUUUCCAGGAAUUAUGAAAGCCCUCCUGGCUUUGGAUUUGAUCCUGAAAUGUCAUUUUGGCCACCACCAGCUGGUGCUGCCGCCCCUGAUCUCAGGGGGGGAGGCUGAGCCGGCGUUUGUCCUGAGCAGCAGCCGAUAAGGAGCAUCCCUUGGGCAUCUCUUGGCGGCGGCUGGAGAGCAGGCGAGGAGAGGCUGCGGCUGGCCAGGCCCAGCCCCACGUGACCCCCUGGUUGUGGGGGGCAGGCAGAGGGCAGGGCCACCCUGGGCAGGAAGAACGGGGGAGCAGAGCGGAGUGGGAGGAGUCUUGGUUUUUUAAAAAAUAUAUGCAUUGUGCGCCUGCAUCUAAUCUCGCCCCUCUCUAAAAUGCAUAUGUUGGUAUGCGUUUUCCUUUUUGUAAAUCUACCAAAGAAUGCAAUAAAAUAAAAUUGGGAUUCAGGGCUUUUCUCAGGAGUAGGGAGGGCACGAGUGCUGCGUCCCGUUGGUGGUGGAAGUGCUCUGUGAUGGUGGGGGAUACAGGCAAAAGAGGGGGGUGAGGAGGGUCAGUUGGAGGGAAGUGAGAAAUGUCCCUAUUUUCAUUUGAGGAGUGUUGGAGGGUAUGCUGGAGGUUCAAUGGCUUACGUUCAAAAAGAGAACAAAUCCCAUGUUAUGCAGGGAGCAGGACAGGCCAUUUAUCUUUGCUCACAGCUCUUGCCGUCUUCCUGACUUCGGUGCUCUGAGUUUGGGGACGCCCCUUUCCAUGUCCCCUGGUGCUGCUUCCGAGUCUUCCUUAUCCAUUGUUUGACUCUCCCUGGCACAGCGAGAAGCGUUUGUUUCUUUCCUUUGUCUUCUUCUUAAAUAACAUCUGUUGAAUUGUUUCUGCGAAGGUUAUACCAAAUACUGCAAAACAUGGCCUAAUCAUACAGGAUCGGCUGACAAUUCGCAGAGUCCCCGUGCAACCGCCAGCUGCACGGUUUUAUAUUGCCGCAAACUGCUCUGCUACGAUUUUUACGAUGCAGGGGUAUAUACAUGUUUUUAAUAACUAUGUAAAUAAAUAGAAUGAUGGAUCGCUGGUGAACAAGGACAGACGAGAAACAAAACCAAAGGAAAUAAACCACAGGUGCGUGGAUGCGUCAAAUGCAGCAACUGGAACUAUUUCUGGCAUAGAUAUUGAGGUUAGACCAGACAGGGUUGCAAAACGUGGGCCCUGUGAUGGCCAGGGAAAAGAAUUGAAAGUAUUUGCAGGCCCUGAGUCACUGUACUGGCCUUAUUCGCUCGUGGACUGAGGGGGCUUCCAGGUCAUGCUCCUCCUUGCUUGCAAAUGAAAUAAAAUCAAGCCAAACAGGUAUGAAAUUGCUGACCCCGUGUGUGGCAGCCAUGGAAAAGGCAAAUUCUGUGUUAGGGAUAAUUAGGAAAGAAAGGGGAAGCAAAACUGGCAGUAUCCUAAUGCCUUUGCCCAAAUCUAUGGCGCAACUGCAUCUGGAGUCCUGCGUACAGUUCUGGGUGCCUCACGUCAAAAAGGAUAAUAAUAAUAAUAAUAAUAAUAAUAAUAAUAAUAAUAAUAAUAAUUUAUACCCUGGGCUCAGGAUGGCUAGCAACUGAAAAACUGGGCUCAGGGCGGCUAGCAACAAAUUUAAAACACUUAAUGGUAAAAGCAGCAUAAAAUAAAGUAUAAAAACAUGAAUAACAAUAAAAUUUCAAGUUCAGAAAUCAAUUUAGGGGAAAUCCAUCUAAUAAGCAUUAGAUAAUCCCCAGGGAUAGCGGGCUGAAUUGGUCCUACUUGGAUAAAAAUGAAAGGGGUGAGAAAAGGGCCCCCAAAAUGAUUGAGGGGCUGGAGCAGCUUCUCUGCGAAGAAAGGUGGCCUGAUCCAGCAGGUUCUUCUGAGCUUCUCAUGUCCCUUUUCCUUAGUUUUCCCAAUAGGGCAAUAUCCUUCAGGGUCUCGGCUGCAAUAUCAGGUCUUCAUUGCGCCCAUUUCCUUGCCCUUGUCCAGUACAGAUGAGGGAAGGCCUUGCUUCUGCCUUAAGCUCAGCCUUCUCUUCUUUAGCUUCAGACCAAAACCGAUUUAAAUCGCGAUUUAAAUCACUAGUCAGUAAGACUUGAUUUAAAUCAUUUUAUUUUUUUUACAGAAAGACUCAUUCUUGCUGGUAUCAUCUUAAUAUUUACAACCAGAUGAAGGUUUCGUUUUUGGACUAAUAAAUUUUCAGAGUAGUUUCUACAGUUCUAUCAAAAAUUAUGAAUUUGGUUCUACUAUCAGAAAUACAAAGACCGAUAAUUAUGAAAUUACUGUGAGGUUUAAUAAGUGAACUGUUGAUAUUUGGAGAACUUUUCUGCUGUACUUUAUUGGAAGGAGAAAAAUAACCAUUUCCUUCAUAACAAUUUAAACCAUCUAUUUAACUAAAACUAUAACAUUAUAGCAUAUGUAUCCAUGUUUGUUAACUGAUGUGGUUCAACAAUUCUUUUUAUUAAGAAACCUUUUAGCACACAUGAAACUUAAACAAAUCCUUAUUUCCUGAUGAAUAGCCUUUGGACUCCAGUGUAACUUAAAUAGAAAAUCUUUAGAAAGAUUUUCUCUCCAAAAGCAUUUUUUUAAAAAAAUUCAAUUUAAUUUUUUUACAAAACUAUUUAAAUUAAAAAUAUCAAUUUUUUUUAAAAAAAUCCUGAUUGUUCUCUACCCUGCUCAGCUCUGCUUCCACAGUCAGAGGCAGCCAGGCUUCUGAAUCCCAGUUACUGUAAACCUCAGGAGGGGAGAGGGGUCUUGUGUUCGAAUCCUGGUUUUGGGCUGCCCACAACAGGCACCUGGCUGUGAGAACAGGGUUCUGGGCAAGAUGGGCCAAUGGCUUGAUUUGUGGUUACCAUAAUUCCUAUCUAUUUCAUCGCGUUUGUACCUCUUCCUCCCUACAUUUCAUCCAUUUUAAAUAAAUAUAAAAAGGUAUAAAUCAUAAACAUUACAAGUCUUCUUAAGUCAAUCCUGCUGGUGUUGUUAAUUGUCUGCAAUCGUCCUUCAAAUAUUGUAUAAAUUUACUCCAGUGUUUUGGGAAAGCUUCAUCACGCUGGUUUCGGAUUUUCAGCUGCGCCAGUUGUGCAUAUUCCAUCACCUUCACCCGCGACUCUUCAAUCGUUGCUCAUUCCGGUUGGUUCCGUUUGGGGGCUAAUAGAGUCCUUGCUGCUGUUGUUGCAUGCAUAAACUAUUCUUGGUAUCUUUGGAAUUUCUUCCUCUACUAUGCCCAGUAAAGAUGCUUCUGGUUUUUUUAGCAAAUGUACUUUUGUACAUUUUCUUUAACUCAUUAUAUAUCAUUUCCCAGAAGACUUUGACUUUACUGCAAGUCCACCACCUAUGAUAGAAAUUUCCUUCCUUUUCUUUACAUUUCCAACAUUCCUUAUUUUUUAUCUUAUACAUUUUGGCAAGUUUAGUUGGUGUUAAAUGCCACCUAUAUAGAUUCAGGUAGGUAGCCGUGUUGGUCUGACGCAGUUGAAAUAUAUCAAUUUUUUUAAAAAAAUUGUCCAGUAGCACCUUAGAGACCAACUAAGUUUGUUCUUGUUAUACGCUUCCGUGUGCAUCUGAAUGUAUCUGAAGAAGUGUGCUUGCACACGAAAGCUUAUACUAAGAACAAGCAUAGUUGGUCUCUAAGGUGCUCCUGGAAUAUAUAUAUAUAUAUAUAUAUAUAUAUAUAUAUAUGUGCAGUGGUAUCUCGGGUUAAGUACUUAAUUUGUUCCGGAGGUCUAUUCUUAACCUGAAACUGUUCUUAAUCUGAAGCACCACUUUAGCUAAUGGGGCCUCCUGCUGCUGCCGCGCCGCUGGAGCACGAUUUCUGUUCUCAUCCUGCAGCAAAGUUCUUAACCUGAAGUACUAUUUCUGGGUUAGCGGAGUCUGUAACCUGAAGCGUAUGUAACCCGAGGUACCACUGUAUAUGUAUGUAUAUGUGUAUAUGUGUAUAUAUAUAUAUCUAUCUAUCUCGACCACCUAUAUAGCUCUUCUGGGACGCGGGUGGGGCUGUGGUCUAAACCACAGAGUCUAGGGCUUGCCAAUCAGAAGGUCAGUGGUUCGAAUCCCCAUGACAGGGUGAGCUCCCGUUGCUCAGUCCCAGCUCCUGCCAACCUAGCAGUUCAAAAGCACAUCAAGUGCAAGUAGAUAAAUAGGUACCACUCUGGCGGGAAGUUAAACGGCAUUUCCGUGCACUGCUCUGGUUCGCCAGAAGCGGCUUAGUCAUGCUGGCUACAUGACCUGGAAGCUGUACGCCGGCUCCCUCGGCCUAUAGAGUGAGAUGAGCGGGCAAUCCCAGAGUCGGCCAUGACUGGACCUAACGGUCAGGCGUCCCUUUACCUUUAUAUAGCUCUUCUCAGAUUCUGAGGUUGGUCCUCCCAGUCCAACCCAGUGAUGCCUUUUUUCUUUCUGUCCUUCCGCAGAAUGAUUCCCCCCACGAGCAAGACCUUCCUGGUCAACAACCUGGCAGCGGGGACGGUCUACGACCUGUGCGUCCUGGCCAUCUACGACGACGGCAUCACCUCCCUGACGGCCACCCGUGUGGUGGGCUGCAUCCAGUUCACGACGGAGCAGGACUACGUGCGCUGCCACUUCAUGCAGUCCCAGUUCCUGGGGGGCACCAUGAUCAUCAUCAUCGGGGGCAUCAUUGUGGCCUCCGUGCUGGUCUUCAUCAUCAUCCUCAUGAUCCGCUACAAGGUGUGCAACAACGGCGGGCACCCCAAGGCCGCCAAGGUCAGCAACGUUUACUCCCAGACCAACGGGGCCCAGCAGGCCCAGCAGCCAGGGUUCGGCGGCGCCGGCGCUGCCCUGCCGCCGUCGGGCUCCAAGCAGGCCAUGGGGCGCGAGGAGAGCCUGCAGUGCUGCAAGGUGGGCAGCGAGGGCUCGGCGCGGCCGGCGGACGCCUUUCCCAGCCAGGACUCCUGCUCCGCUUCCGCCGGGGCCGGCGCUACCUCCGCCCUGCCGCCCACAUGGACUCCGGGGCCCCCCGCUUCCCAAAAGCUGAAGCGCAAGCCCACGCCAAAGUCCGGCAGCCACGACGCCGUCCCCGGCGAAGGCGCCUCCUGCUCCUCCGCGUCCGGCGGCCUCGAGUCGCAGAACACGAACCGCAACAACUCCACAGCGCUGCAGCUGGCCGCCCGGCCGGCGGACUCUUCCCCGGGGGCGGCCCCCGCCUACAAGAGAGCGCAAGCCAAGCCAAGUAAGUUCCUCACCUUGCCCGCCGACCCGUCCCGCGCCAAGCGCAGGUACUCCCUGAACGGAGAGAUCAUGGAAUACCACUGUUACCUUAACUCCCCGAACCCGGGCGGAUUUUGGUCUAAGCGGAGCCUGUCCAUGAAUGGGAUGCUCUUGCAGACAGACUCCUCCGAGGCGGAUAGUGGUCAAGCAACUUUCUCCAGUUCGGAGUGGAUAUUGGAAAGCACGGUGUGAGCUGCUGGGGGUGUGUGGCUUUUCUUUUUUUUAUUUUGCCAGUCCUAAAAAAGGACGGAGGGUUCCCCCGCCCUCCAAACACUGUCCAAGAACUCGUCUCCGGGUGGGGGCAGUGGCUGGCUUUUUCCUGCCCCUCUCGCCUCUCCGCCCAGAACAGGGUGUGGACCACCGUGGAGCGCCCCUUCACACCACCUUUUCUCUCUUGGGGUUUCCGUUUAAUCUAACAACCGGAGGGAAAUAUUGGCGAGGAAACAAAGAUUUAAGGGGAAAGCACAAAAGUCGAGUGGGGUCUCUGCCUCUGCUAGGAUUGGCACCCGGGUCCCACCCUAGCCAAUCGAGGACCCAGGAGAGAGAGAAGGAGCCUUGGCCUGGGGGGAAGAAAGAGCCGUUUGUAGAAGGGCCUCGUUGCUCUUUCCUCUGUGCCAACGGAAGGCUGCUUUUCUGAUGGAUCAGUAGACAAAAACGGGAGAGGGAGCAUUUCUAAAUCGAGCCGAGUGUCUUUUCUGCCCUCUUUCCCCCGUGACUUUGGUCCUGCCUUCCUUUCUGGGCCAACGCUGUACAAAACCCAUCAACUCUGUGUUGCUACGUUGUGUAAAAUAAAAUAUUCCUUCAAUACCUUCAGCCGGUGUGGCCGGGCGAUGCCCUUGGAAUGACCCUCCUUGGUUCAGGGGUGCUGGGGGCGCCGUAUCCGGGUGGCCAGUGGGGAGAGGGGGAAGGAGGAGGUCUCUGCCCCUGCCCCCUGGCCAGGCUGCCCAAUGGGCGGAGGUCGUCUGCUGUAGGAGGCAGGACAGAGCCGGGCUGGAGGUGUGUGUGGUCAGAGAGCCCGUCCAUCUCUCUCUUGGUAGCUGUGAGCAGGAGCCUGGGGUCUCUAGCACCAGAGAAAGUGGGUCAGCGGUGCUGCAGGCCGGCCAGCCUUGCUUUCCGUGGGUCUUGUUGGCGGCAGGGAGAUUUCUCCAGGCUGAGUCAGCAGCAUUUAUAUUUGUGCCAAUUUCGCUCUUUUGUUCCUUCUAUUUGUGCAAGGCUAUGAGUCAGCUUUCCAGGCAGAAAAGACGGCCUGUUGCAAUGCCAUAUAACCGAUGAAAAGCAGUUAUAACACCCCGAAACAGAGCAGCCGUAAGACCUCUGCGAUGCUGGCCUGGGAGAUCUCUCCAGGCUCCUUCAAAUUCCUUCUUGGGGUUCCAAAUGGCUUAAUCUUGUUUCUGAAGUUGCCCCGGUGCUGGAUCGAUCCCUUGUUCUCCUGGACGAAUCCUAAAAGCUGCUCACUGUUUGGCUGCACGCUUUUCGCCCCAGAUUGACGAUGGAUCCCAGGGAAGGAAUUGCAUUCGCUCAGUCGCGGUGCAAAGAGGGAUCUCAGUGUGAUUUCACAAUUGCGUUAAGAUCCCUUCUUCGUUUCUUCCGUGAUAGAAUUAAUGCAUAUGAAAAAAUGGGCUUGGUUGGCUUGUCCGUUUUGAGAACUUGUGUGGGGAAAAGAAAAAAUACAACUGAAACUCAAAGUGUGCCUGUGCCAAUUCAGAGAUGAAUGCCCCCCAACUAAUCACCCCACCCUCCCACCCCACCCAUGGGUGCUUCCCUUGGCCUUGCCUGGUUUCUGGGUCCUUCCUUUGGGGCCCCAGUGAGCUGCUCCCCUUGCUUGGUGGGGAAGGAAGAUGAGCCUCUGUUGCAUUUUCUCCCUCCAGAGUCAGCUCCUCUUGCUUGUAAAGCCUCCCCUCCCCCCCAACUCUCUUUUAUUUAUCUAUUGAUUUUAUAAUUUAUUUAUUUAUCCCCAUUAUAUUUAUUAUUCCCCCUGAUAUGGACUCAAGGCUCCAUGAAUGGCAUUUUAAAAAGUCACUUCUCUGGCCAAGUCCAUCCAAAGCAGCUUGCAAUAUUAUUAUUAUUAUUAUUAUUAUUAUUAUUAUUCCCACAUGCAAAUUUAAACGACACAGAGGGAAUGCAGAAAGCUAAAAAUGUCACAAAGACAAUAGUUGAAAAGUAAUUCUAAUAGUAAGUAACUCUCCCGAGGAGACGUUGAUCCCGUUUUGCUAGACUAAAGGCUGCCUUACUCUGUGCACAAAGAACGACGUGUGUGAAUGUGCGCCAUUGUUAUUUUUAACAAAAUGUGCUUGCAGCUUCCCUGAAAACAAAAGUUCUAGCAGUUUGCAAAGCACAUAAAAUAUGCUUUAGAAGAAUGCAAAAGAUACCUUAGAAUAAAAAAGCAACAUUAAAAGCAAUUGGGGGUUGGACUAGAUGUUCCUUCCCAGGGGCGUAGAAAGGGGGCAGCGGAGAGGGCAGGCUGCCCAGGGUGCCACUCUGGGAGGGGUGACAAGAUGGCCCCUGCCUGCCCCCAGCUGUAGAGCGGCAGAGGGCGCACGCAGUCCAUAUGGGCACUGCUCACAUGCUGUCCGUAUGGGCUGCCGCUCUCUUGCACCGUCCAUAUGUGCGUCCAUAGGGGUGCUGCUCACGCACAGCGCCCAUACAGCCACCACGUGUGAGCGGCAGCCCAUACGGACAGCACAUGUGCGACAUUCCGUACAGAGUGUGCAUGUGUGAUGCCACACAUGCGCAGUCCAUAUGGGCUGCGCCUCCCUGGGUCCCUUCCAACUCCACAAUUCUUAAGUUUGUAGAAAAGCAGAAGGAAUAAAAUUCACAGUUAAAAGCACACAUUCUAAGCUAAAUAGGCAGAUUUUAAAAAAUGCAUCAACUUUGCAAAAUGCACGUACGUUCUUUAGGUCACCGUUUGCCCUGAGCACAUUGUGGGCCAUAUAUUUUGUGGUGCGCUCUCUCCACCCCCCCCCUCAGGUGCCGGAAGUUUCUCCACAGAGAUGAGAGCUUCCCUUUGUCUCCCACCUUCUGGGCCAUCCUUCUUGGGGCUGGCGGGUUGGAAUCAGAAACAAUGGUUUGGUGCUGAACUUUCCCAGCAAACCGUGGCCUGUCAUUUUCAUGCAUCACAAUAAACUGUGGUUAGUUCAAAGCAUGAGGCAGAUGCUUCCAAACUCAUUUGGGGGACAGGGGACAGGCAGGGACCGACUCAGGGCUGCCUGGCUCCCGUUCUGCUAAGCAAUGGUUUGGCGUUACCACCAAACUGGGUUAUUCAUCAUCAUCAUUUUAUUUUUUAUACCGCCUUUCCAUAGUUAAAACAAUGCUCAAGACGGCUUACAUCACGACAAGAUUCACUGUAUUUUUUGCUUUAUAAGACGCACUUUUUCCUUUCUAAAAAGUAAGGGGAAAUGUGUGUGCGUCUUAUGGAGCGAAUGCAGGCUGCGCAGCUAUCGCUGAAGCCAGGACAGCAAGAAGGAUUGCUGCGCAGCAAUCCCUCUUGCUGUUCUGGCUUCAGCGAUAGCUGCAAAAAGCCUCUUCAACAACAUUUGAUUCAGAAUAUUUUCCCCCCUUGUUUUCCUCCUCUAAAAACUAGGUGCGUCUUAUGGGGCGAAAAAUACGGUACAUAAUUGCAUAACAUAACAAAAGUCAUAAACAAUCAAUAAAACACAUUAAAAGGUACACAGCCAAAUGGAAAACAAUUUCCACAUAAAUCAUACAAUCUAAAACUAAAGAUACAACAUUAAUUUCAACAACAAUUUAAAAUGGCAUAGAUAAAAAAUAAAAACAAUCUUUAAAAAGGAGCCCUCUCUGCUGAGCAGCAGCAGCAGCAGCAGUCCUUUCUUGUGUCCUAAUGCUUGGCUUUUCCUGUUCUUCGCCAGCCUGCCUUCAAGGCCGCUUCCAAGAAUGAAAUGCAGGGAGGCGAUAAAUCUGGCGGGAGCCAACAUGAUAAAAGGGCCGGUGCAGAACUAGGUGCAAACAGCCUGGGAAGGAGAAAACAUUUAAGAAUCAAUAGAAAACCACAUAUAACAGGACCUGGGUUUUUUUUAGCAGCUAUAGCUAAAAAGCUAAUUAUAGAACGCUUUGGCUUCCAGCUCACCAUAGCUGGAAAGACAUCUAGUUCUUCAUGCAGUGCAAGGAUGAACUGCGGAACUCCCUGCCACAGGAGGCAGAGAUGGCUUGAAAAGAGGAUGAGGCACAUUCAUGGAAGAGCAUCAGGCUGUGUUGAUGGCUCCUCGCCCCAGGGGCUGAUGCCUUUCCUUCACAGUUGGGAGCAGUGAUGCUUCUGAACCCCAGUUGCUGGAAGGGAAGGAGGGAAGAGUUGUGGUGGGGCUUGGAUCCUGCUUGCCGGUUUCCCAUGGAGGCAUCUGGCUGGCCUAUGUGAGAACCGGAAGCUGGACCAGAUGGAGCACUGGCCUGAUCCAGCAGGACUCUUUGAAUGUUCUCAUCUGUCUCCCCGGGAAGAGAAUGCCAGAGUCAGGCCACCAUCACUGAAAUCUUCUUGUAGCGGCCAACCAAGUGCCAAUGGGAAACCCCCCGUGAGUGAAUCCCCCAUGAGGAAAGGUGACAGCAUUUGGGGCUGCUUCAUGAGAGGAAAGGAAGCCAGAGGGAGCAGGACAGGAGUUUGUAAAAUCAUGCUUGGCGCAGGGAAAGGAGAUAGAGAGAAGUUCCCUUCUCUCUCUCACAACACUAGAAGAGAUACAAGGAGGCUGAAGGUUGGAAGAUGCAGGACAGAUAAAGUCCUCCAUGUGGUGUGGAGUUAGACUGUGGAACUCCCUGCCACAGGAGGCCGUGAGGGCCACCAGCCUGGAUGGCUUGAAAAGAGAACUAGACAAAAGGGAAUUCUUGGAGGAGGAAAAGGCUCUGGAAGGCCCAGGAAGGGAGAGUUGCUCUGGUGCUCCUGUUCUGCUUGCUGGGUUCCCCUGGGGGCAUCUGGCUGGCCCCAGUGAGAACAGGAGGCUGGAGCAGAUGGACCACGGGCCUGAUCCACAGGAGGCAGAGGUGGCUUCAAAAGACGAUGAGGCACAUUCAUGGAAGAUUCAAGCGCAAGACCACUUUCUCCCCUCCUCUGGUUCCCAGCAACUGGCCUCCAGCUGUGAAGACAGAGCAGAGCCACACGUCUCUCAACCAUGGAAAGCCCUCUCCUCUCCCAGGAAUUUGUCUCAUCCUCUUGUAAGGCCAUCUAGUUUUCUGGCCAUCUCUGCCUCUAGUGGCAGUGAGUUCCACAGUUCAGCCAGUCACUGUGUGUCGAAGCCUUUUCUUUCCUGGGUCUGGAGUCCUCCUGGGGGUGGGGCGUUGUGGAGACCUGGCUCCAUCUCUCCUGAGUGGAAGAUGCUUAGAUGGGCAGGUGGGCGGCAGGGAGGGAGGGAGCUGGUGGAAGUUCUCCCCUUCCAGGUUGGUUCUGCUUUGGUUGAGGAGCUGAGCCAAGCCGGGCGUUAUAGAUCUCUCUCUCUCUCUCUCUUUCUGUUUCUCUUUCCACCACACAGAAGCUGGCAGCAGCCUGAAGAGUGCUUGCCACCCUCCUCCUCCUCUUCCUCCUCCUGAAAACGUGGCCGCCCACGUUUGCACCCGACAAAAAUCCAUUCGGUUUCAACUCACCGGAGACUGA